AUGUCAACAAAAACUCCUUUACCGACGGUCAACGAGAAGGUGACGGAAAGUGUGAGUAUUAAAGGCUUUCUGAUGGUUAUUUUGGUAUUUAGGUGCAUAAAUGUGAAGUAUUGAGAUGAUGCUUUAAUCAUAAUGAAGACUGAGGUAAUUAACGGCUUUGAAUGCAUCAUUGAUAAUUGUUUCACACGGGUUUGCACUUUGUAGGUAAAUUGUAAACACGCAUAUCCUGUGCACCAAACCCACUCUUUAAACUACACUUUAUCAUAUUAAGGAAGUGAACUUUUAAACAUAUUUGUUCAAGUUUCGAUGUGACCACAGGUAAUUAGGAUGUAGACGGGACAUUAAGGCCCAACCACGAACAAAACUACAGUACUUUGCCUGCUGGUUCUGGCAGGCAACAGUAGUUUCUGCCCGGGCUCGCAAUUGGCUCUUUCAGCUGUCACUCAAAGAUUCCAGCCGUUCAGCUUCCAAAUAUGGACCUCAGGAGUCCCGCCUCCGGGUGACGAGCAGAAUAUCCUGUCUGAAAGUAGAAUGUCAAGGUAGCGGCAGGAAGUUGUCCGGGCAGGAUUUUCAAAAUAAAACAUUUAAGGUGUGAGUCAGUGGUAAAAAUCGGUGCAUUAAAAAAAUUUUUUUUAGUAUAUUUGUUGGUUUUGCUAAAUUUGUAAAAUUCUUACAGAAAAUUCGACGUAACCCAAAAAUUCAAGACCCAGCCCAACAGCCCCAAAGCAAACCCAGCUACAAUAAACGACUUUUUAAUUGACUUAUUAAUAUUAUUUUCUAUCCAACAGUUUAAAAUACCAGUAACUUAUCAAUAGUGCUUUAAUUUUGACCAUAUUUAUGCAAGAAAAUUCUCAAAAAUGCUCCAAGAAUCCAUCAUACUUAGUUCUGAAGCUUGACUCCUCUAUUAAAUCUUUUGCGCAUCUCGAGAAGAGAAGAGAAGAGAAGAGAAAAUUGGCUUUUAAUUUGACGUUCAUGGCCUGAAAAGUUACUGAGAACUUUUUCUUUUUAUUGCAACAGAGCAGCAAGUCUGUUUACAGGAAAUUGAGCAAUGUGAGCCACUGUAAAAACACAUUUUUUACUACCAUCAUAAACCUGGGAGCAGCAAAGCUAUGUUACAUAAAUCGUUAUCUAGCAUUUCAUCUUCAGAUGCUCUUACACAUCCUUCAUCUGUGGGAAAAUAUUUAGAGCCGCCCUUCUUGCAGGUGUCCGGCUGAAUGCAGCGGGUUGUAUACAUUUCUAUACUUGUCUUAUCUCCUUUUUCUCGUAUCCCUGCGCACAUUCCUUCUUCUCUCUGUAUCCCCAUCUGUGAAAUGCAAGCACAUAAUGCCUUUAUGUGAUAUCAUCAGAAUCUUGUGACUCAGCACGGUAGCUGCAGAGAGUCAGCUGGAGAUAAGACCAAUCCUGCACAAACACAGAGCUGAGCGCUGAUAAGACGCAGGGAAACUUAUUGAUCCCAGCAGGUAAAACAAGGACGCUUGAGGAGUUUGGAAAAUGACAGCUUGAAACCAGUGAAGACAACAGGAAACAAUGUUCUUUGUUUGUUGGUUGAAAGGAAACCUAUUGGCUGCAGUAUUGAUUGCUGAUAAAUCAAUGAGUUAUUUUGCGUUAUCUAAUGGAUCUGCGUCUCGGAGUUUCAUGUUUAGCUUGUAGAGCAUUAUUAAAGCAUUGUUGUAGGUGGUUGGACCAACAGGAAUAAGAUCUCUUAGUCAACUAAAAGUACACAUCCUCACUAACAACCAAUUAUAAUAAGUAGCUGCAACUAUAGAUGUUAAUUUAAUCAUCAAGUAGUAGGUCACUAGUUUAGUCAGUGAAUUUGAGAAAAUAGUUGAGAAGUCCAGAAUGAUUCUCUGUUUUGUCCAAGAUCUAAAGUUAUAGAGUUAACCGUUCCAACGUGAAGCAUGUCAAUGAAACACAAACACCACUUUACUGUAACAUUCAGUGUGUUUACAUGCACAGCUUAAUCAGACUAAUUCGUAUACAUGCAGCUGAGAAAAUCGAAUCAUUGACAUGAACGUGUCCUCCUCCCCAAAACUAGGGGGUGAUAUGGGUGUUGUUUUGUAGCAGUGCUCCAUUCCUCGUUUUGUGUCCGUCCAAAUACUUAAAAAUGUACGUUUCUGUCAGGAGGGAAGGCAUAACGGCGCUCUCCUAGUCGUUCCAAAAGUGGACAUUCUUUCGUGCUUCAGCCAUGUUGCAGUUGCUUCUGAGUAGUGCUGGACGAUAAUUCGAUAACAAUAUAUAUCGAUCAAUAGACGUGUGGUGCGAUAGAAAAAAAACGGGUCGAUAAAAAGUUCGAUAGAAAAACACAGUUUCCCUUUCUUUUUCAUCAUAGCCUAUCAUGUAGCUUUUACUACAGUCAUUACUUCCUCCCAACCAAUCACAAACGCAGACCCAGGUACGCUACGGCACCAAGCCCAGCCCCUAUCAAACCACAACAGACAGCACGUGUAUUAGAAAAAAUGAUACAGCAAGGAGAAGCGGAGGACAUUGUCCCGAAAAAAGGUUUCAGUAGUUCACCAGCAUGGCAAUGUUUUGGUUUUUAGAAGUCUGACAAAAAGCGACCAGCGGUCGUUUGCAAAAUUUGCAGAGAAUUGGUAAAACAAGUUGGUUGUGUUACCAGACUUGGUUUUUACUAUCUAAACCGAUCGCACCCGCAGGAGUACGAGCUGUGUCGGCCGCGCCGCGGCUCCACGUCAUCGUCGGAGGAAUCCUCUGGAACCGCUGCCAGCACCAGCACAAAGCAUGUGAAGCAGACCAAACUGGACUUCGUUUCUUGCCAAAAUACGACAAAGCGUCCGAGCGGCAUAAGGACAUCACCCAUGCAGUAACAUGCUCCAUAGCGAGGGACAUACUGCCAAUAACUACCGUUGAAAAGCCUGGCUUCGACCAGCUUCUAGCCACUCUCGACCCGCGAUAUGAAGUGCCCGGCCGCGAGUAUUUCUCAAACACAGCGCUUCAGGCAUGAAAAAGGGUCAGGGGUUGAAAAGGUGAGAAGGGUGCGGAGGAAAUGCGUUCCCGUCCACUCAUUAGCUUCUUAAAGUGGAAGAAAAUGAGCUCAUAUUUUACAAAGAUGCGAGUAUUUGGAUCAUGGCUACUAGCAGGGGGUGCAUUCGGCAGGGGUGCAUUCUACGACACAACACCGGCUUGGAUAAGUCCUGCUUCUCGUGCUUAGUUUGUGUAUUAAGUCAAUCACAUGAUAAUUAAAAAAAAUAAAUCUCCCGACCCCGGGAGAAAUAUUUCAGUGUUCAGACACCAGGCUGUGGGCAGUUUCCCACACAGUUAAAACUGGUAGUAUGCUAUUCCCACCUAAAGCUAUUCUGUUUAUUUAUGUAUUUGUUUGUUUUGUUUAUUUUCAUCAAAAGACUAUUUAAAUAUUUAUUUAUCAGAUUUUCUGGUCACUUUAGUCUUUAUGUUUGUCAGUAUUUACUGACGUCACUCAGGCCACUUAAGUUGAUUUCUUUUUUUUUUUAGUUCUUUUUUAAAAAACUUUCAGUUGUGGUAAAAUAAAAAAGGUGGUUAAAUAAAGGUUUGAAUUUGAAUUCAGUGCUUGUGUGUUCUUUAUUAAAAGUAGGUCAUUAAGCAAUAGCAUAAAACAUCCAGGGCUGCAAUUAAAAUAUAUGUUAAAUAAUUAUAAUAAUUAUAUCGAUAAUUAUCGAUAUCGAUCAAUAUGAUUUAUUUUUUAUCGAUAUGCUUUUUUUCUAUAUCGUCCAGGCCUACUUCUGAGUCGAAAGUUCUUUAAAUGUUAGUGCCACUUCUUGGCGCACAUUUUCCGAUCAUACUCUGACUAUGCUGGUUACAUGGUAGAGAAAAGGGGAAGGUCCCACCUCCUUUGCCUCUGAUUGGCUAGAAAAGCUGGAAAUGUCAACACAUGCUCAAGCCAAACUGUCAGCACUCAUAGCCAAUCAGAGGCGAAGGAGGGCGGGACCUUCCCUUACCACCCUGCAGCGUCCCGGGUGGAAACGAGAAGACAAAAAUGGAGUCUACUUUAACUUCAAGUGAUGGUGAAUUGGUUUUCCUUUUGCUUUCUCAAAAGAAAAAGAAACGUAGCACAUGGGUGCAUCCAAAAUUACAUCCAUGUUGGAUAUGGUGAAUCAGACGUGCAAUCUGAUUGAUCAGGAGUGGACACACAGUGUGCGAAACUUUAGAAAACUCGGGAACGGGAAAACGUCGUUGAUGUGAACGCUUGUAUUGACAGGAUACGGGUUUGAAAAAAAAUAUUGACGUCCAAAAUAAUCACAUGAUAAAAAUGGUCCCGGUGUGUAAGGACCUUAAGGUGUUUACAUGCACUUCAGUUGUCCGGUCUUCAUCGGAGUAAGGCAAUAAUUCGGUUUUCUUGAGUGUCAUGUAAACAUACUGAGUGUGUAGAACAGAGAUUUUUUGGUAACACGCAGUCGCUGGAUUCUAAAUUGAAACGCCCCCUUGCUCACCCCUCCUGUUUGUGAUGCAACGGUGUCCUUCAAGGACAAAAGGCUCUUGAGUUGAGUCAAAGGUGUGAUUCCACACCUGUCAGUUUUAACUACAACACUGAUUCUUUUGCGUGUAAAAGAAUGUGCAGCCACUUACCGGAUACAAAAACAGGCAUUUCUAGUUUGGCUGUUCUGGGCUACUUUAGAAAUAUGGCGGUGCAAGAUGGCAGUCCACAGAAAAAAAAGCUUAUCCUCAGCUACAAAAAAACAAAACAAAACUGGGUUAACAUCCAUAGUACAGUCGUCAAAUUCUACACAUUGCAUUUUUAAAUCAAGUCUGAAAGGUCAAAAUUGUAUAAAAAGCAAACACUCAUCCUGAACAGGUCUGGACUGCAGCUCUCAAACACUAUAAAGGCGUCUGAGCUGCUUUUAAUCUGAAAGGAUAACAUCUGGUAUCCGGUCUGCAGCGUGCCGGCCUGCGGCGGGCUUGACCGAGAUCAGCGCUGCCUCUGUGUCUGUGGCUGAGUUGGGAAAAUCUGGUGUUGUGGUGGGAUCCUCUAUGGGCAUCACCAGCGGGGCAGAGAGUGUUUUCCUGUUUGAACAUGACGGGCGCUCAUGCAGCCAGGAGACACCGCAGCCUCGUGAGUAACCGCUGAGAGGGAAAGGAUCAGGUUAUACAGAGGGGAUAGUCUCCCCCACUAUCUUAUGACAGGAAGUUGUUAGCUGGGGGAAAAUGGAAAUUGCGGUUCAUAGAAAAUAUAGUUUCUGCCAUUUUCUGUGAUUAGGAGAUAAUCUGGUGGAAGGAAAAACAGGUUUAUCGCUCCCAGAGGCGGCAUAUUUUUGUGGCUGUGUGUCUGUGGUAUUCAGCGGUGACCUUAUCCUUGUUGAUGGUAUUUUUAUCUUCUUUGCUUACACUCUGCAAGUCCUAAAAUAUCUGCUUUGUGACUUUAUGUGUGUGCUCUGCCUAGGAAAGAAUCUGGAUAUCAUUUUGUUGCAUUUACAUCAUUAAUAAUCGGAUAUUUUAAGAGUUAUCCUGCUGUGGUGAACUUUAUAUUAAGUUUUUUUAGCUGUCAUGUGUUCAUGUUACUUUGAAUUCUCCCCUUUUGUGAGUUUGUUUAAAGAAAAGUGACAGUUUGAGUUGUUUGUGUUAGUUUUCCAUCCCCUUCCCAGCGUCUCCCGGGUGAAUGGGGUCACUUUUAUCGAGGGUGGAUGGGUCGAGCCGGGCGGGGCAGAGGCCAUCGCCACAGCUAAUGAGGCAUCAAUCGGACAGUCGAUACUCGAGGCCGAGGCUCCGAGUAUUUGUCCGCUUUUUUUUUCUUCUGUAUUAGUUGAUGUGAAACAGCGGGGUGGGUCUGAACGCAGGGCCCUAAAGGGAUCGAUCCCUCUGUCGCUGGUGCUGUCAGAGAUAUGCACCACCAGAUCACGACACCAUUAGCCUCUGCGCCACUGUAAAUGCUGACUCUUUGUUCAUAUUUAAAGGAGCAGACCGUUACAUAAAUAGUCUGUGGUUUUUAUUACAGAAGUCUGCGGGCCAGCUUGAACACACGAAAGAAAUACCAGCUGUCUAAUGAUUAUAAAUAUUACUUGAUCCUGGAUCUGCCGACCGAUCUGACCUAGGGUGAGCUGUGUCAAGAUCUGGGUCAUAUUCAGACUUAUCUAAACAAUCAGAACACAGGCAUGGCGACUGAAAGCGAACCAGACUGCUGUUAUAGAUUGACCCUUUUAACUUUGAGUAACCUUUGUGAAACCUUAUUUUCUUUAUGCUCUGCCACAUCCUGUUUUCACCAAGUCUGCAUGCCAACCGCAGGGCACAGCCGGCAGAGCAGCUGCCAGUCAGACCGUGUCAAGUUCAGUUGUAGCUUUUGGCGAGUUCUCCUUUUCAAUCAGCGUUCAAACAUAAAGCCGUGCAAAUGAGAAAUAAUGCAUCACAGCGAAACAGUAAUUGCACAACGAUAUGUAAUAAAAGUGUGAGAGAGAAACAGAGCAUCUGCGUUGUCUCAGUUGUUUGUGGUUAGGAGUGAGCGGACGACUGUUCAGAACGAGCUGAGAAAAAGAGGAAGACACGCUCGAAAACAAGCACAAACAUUGUCCUCACGUGUUGCACGGCUCUCUCUCAGCUCUUUAACCUGCUCACACUGUAGAAAAACCAAGUUAUUGGAGAGAACGUGACCUUCAUUACUAUAAAGGACUGAGGAAGGCUUUUCUGUGCAGUCUAGGUGUCAUAUGGAGCUGAGAGCGAAGAUUCAACCAGGUCAUCAUGAAGGAGCAGCAAAAAAAGAGCCUGAGCUGAUCUGUUUGUCUGCAGUCUGGAUGAAGUUAGACAAAUAAACUCACAAGUUUAUCUACGGUUAUAUUUUUCAGUUUAAAAGACAAGUAAUAAUUGUCUCUCUCAGCUCUUUUGAUAUUAGUACCAAACAGGGAUGUGUGUUUAGUUGACUGAGUGAUUGUGAAACGCUCCAACGCUCUACUACCUGGAUGUAAACAAACACAGACAACAGCUCCCGACUUGAAGUGUCCUGCAGUUUGUUGGCAUUGCUAUUCCGAAAAAUGGUGUGAGAGUUGUUUGAGGCAUGUGGACGCGGACCAAAAGCGGACGGUGCUAGUUCUGCUAGCGUUAGCUGCUCUCAACCACGUUUGACAAAGCUUACCUGCAGACUCUGAUCCUGUUACUGAAUUGUGCAAAAUUUUGACUUAUUUCUGGGUGUUUUCUUUCCUCUAGCUGAGUUGUUUUGUUGCAGGUUAAUUUUCCUUUUAAACCAGGAAGUAAGCCGCCUUUGGUGUGAAUCUAUUGUACCUUAAAGCAUCUGCAGAUAAUUCCCUGUUAGAUUAACUUAGGGCUGGGCGAUAAACUGAAAAUUUACAGAUAAUGGAAUUUACGACAAUAAUCGACAUCAUUAUGAGUAGGGCUGGAACGAUAUGCUUUUCUCUUAAUUCAAUUCUUUUGAUUUUUUGGAUGCAAAUUCGAUUUAAAUUGCGAUUCUACAAUGUUUUCGAUUUUUCUCGAUAUUUAGUCUGCAUUUUUAACACCAGUGAAACAGUUGAAUGAUUAGGAUUGUCUACUGACUAUUCCAGGAACCAUAUUUCCUCAAAAAUACACAUUUACAUGUAAGACAUUUUUUAAGAUUUUUCCUAAAUUAAAAAAACAAAAGAAAGAUUCUUGAACAUAAAAAUCGAUUUAAAAACUGUAAAACAGAAAUUCACAAUACUUAUGUGAAUCGAUUUUUUUAGUGAUGGUGAAUCUCUGCAGCAGAACAUGUAGCUCCGAGGCUCUGAUGCUUCGAUGCAGAAAUGGUGAAACAGUGGAAAAUCCAGCCUCAGUCCACCACCUGUGCCAUCCUUCCCUGUCUAGAUGCAGAACUAUAAAUAUCAGUGUGUGUGUGUGUGUGUGUGUGUGUGUGUGUGUGUGUGUGUGUUAUUUUCCCUCCUGAGCUCGAGUAGAUCCAUCACAGCGGGUCAACAUGAGUCACAGCUGAUUCAUGUAAAGGUUUCAUCUCAAUUAUGACAGCGCCACCUGAACUCAUCUGAAUCUGUUCUUCCCUCCGCAGCACACGUCUCACAGUAAUGGGCGCCAAGAGGUCGGCACACGCUCGGGUCGGACCGGCGUUCGAUCCCGCAGCUCUGAAGAGCCGCAGCAGCCGCACGUCGGCAACUACCGGCUGCUCAAAACCAUCGGCAAGGGCAACUUCGCCAAGGUGAAACUGGCCCGACACAUUCUUACCGGCAGAGAGGUGAGCCCCACACACACACACACACACACACAUAUAAAUGAUCACUAUACAUCAGUGUGAUUAAACCUAAGACUGUGACAGGAACUUGCCAUAUUAUUACUGCUGGCUCAAUCUACAAGAGGCGGGUCUUAAGUCUCCUUACAAACAGCCAAUCAAGUCAGCCGUGUCUAUGAUUCGCCGAUCUUGUAACCUUAAAAACGUCAAAAUGAGAGCGUUACUCCCUGUACAGUUGUUGCUGUGGGAACCUCGAGCUCCUCAGACCUAAACUGUUUUUUAAACCAGGCUGUAAACGUGUUUGUCUGCCCUGAAUACCGGCUGUUUUUGGCUCGGUGUGUUACAUGGUUACCAGUGCUUCUGCAGACAGCUCGGCUUCAUUUCUCCAGACUGGAGGUUACCGCUCAGUUUCGACACGUUAAUCCUGGGGAAAAAAGGGCGAAAAGUGCGACUGGCUCUGGGGCGUCUCGUAUUGAAAGGCAUUCCUCAUACUUAGUCCACUUUAUUUACAAAAACGAGGGGGAGCUCCAACAAUCGGUGUGGAGAACAAUCAUCAGUUCAGCUUGGCUAGAGACCGACAAUGAAAGCUAUAAACUGCAGCAGACGGGGUCACCACAGAGGAACAUGUGGGUGUUGUAGUGUGAAAAAAAAACCAAUGGACUGACAGCGAAGUGAAGUGCUGUGAAAGUCCUCACUGUGACUUCAGACUUUGAGUUAAAGUUUCUUAAAAUUAGCCUGAUUAUGUGGCAGAGUAGAUCGUCUUUGUUGUGGUUUGAUAGCUUUAUGGUUUUCUCAACAAAAGGGUCCAGCUAAACUAGGGUAAUACACCCACUAUUCACUUACACAAACCAGACUAUUACUUUAAGCUCUGCACUAAGGCUGGGCGAUAAACCGAAAAAUUUACUGAUACUGAAAUUUACUACAAUAACUGACGUCAUUUUGCCCAUAUCGGUAUAUUUGGUGUCAAAUAAAUGAAAAAAUAAAAGUUUGUGUUGGAUGUGUCAACGCUCGACUACUUGGAUGUAAACAAACACAGACAACAGCUCACGACUCGGAGUGAGAGUUGUUUGUAAGAUAAGUUUGGUGAGAGCACAGACAUAUGUACGCAGACCAAAGGCGGACGGUGCUAGUUCUGCUAGUGUUAGCUCACUCUUGACCGCAUUUGGCGAAGCUUACCUGCAGCGCCUGAUCCUGUGUUUACUAUAUUGUGCAGGUUAAAUUUCCAUUUAAACCAGGAAGUAAGCCGCCUUUGGUGUGGGUCUAUUGUAUCUUUAAGCAUCUGCAGAUUAUUCCCUGUUAGAUUGACUUAGGGCUGGGUGAUAAACCGAAAAUUUACCGACACCGAAAUUUGGGAAUUGAUAAGUGCCCGUAACAUUAGCAGUUUACUUAUCUGCACCAUAAUGCUAAGCAAUACAAGCUCUGUGUCCAUACUAGGGCUGUGCGAUAAACCAAAAAUGAGAGAGUUUUUUCUCCCUGAAGAAAACAAGACGAAUGCCCACUCCUUUAAUUGUUUAGAAGAUAAAAUGCAUAAAAAUCUUGUUUUCUUCAGUUUGGUAGAUGUCUCACUCAACUCUUCUAGGGCUGGGCGAUAAACCGAAAAUUUACCUAUACUGAAAUUUAUGACAAUAAGCAACGUCAUUUUGUCCAUGUUAGUAUAUUUGCCGUCAAAAUAAAUAAAUAAAUAAAUAAAAGUUUGUUUUGGAUGUGUGUAGGUAGGCUAUGGUCUCAUGUCCCUUUUAAGACGAUGUCCUAUUUCGGAGACGUGACUCCACCCUAUCCAGUCCGUAACAAAGAGAGAAAGACAGGUGAGGAGAUGGAGGACGGUUCAAAAGUUGUAGCUGCGGCUGAAGUAGACAAAGUUAAUGUGGGAGGGGGUGAGCAGCUUGUGGAGUAGUUAUAGUCCAUGUAUCGUUAUCGAGGUGAACUGCUCGAUAUAUCGGGAUAUUGAUCUGAGGCCUUAUCGCCCAGCCCUACUCUGCACUCUAGACUAGAAUAAGUAAACUCAGAGUUUCAUUUCUAGUUCUGUAUUUUACCCAUCACCCCCCUCUCUGAUGUUCUGGCAGAGGAUGACACACCUGGACUGAUCGUCAGUGAUUCAUUACACGCUGUGUCUCAAUGCUCCUUUUGUACCGUCCCCAGUGUGAAGUGAGAAACUGUGACGUCUCAGACCCUGGCAUCGAUUAGCAGUCGGUCUUGUUUUCUCGUUUUUAGAUCUGACACUUUCUUAUCUAACUCAGAAUUUGGCCCGUUUCACACUUGUGUACCGAGAACAAGAAACUGAAGAAAAAUCCAGUUUGAGCCUCAAAAGAUCGAAAAAGCUCUGAGUUGUAAUCUUUGGCGUUGAAUCGUCUUACCAGAGCUGUAUGCUCAUGAAUCUCUGAACCUGGCCUGCAGUAAUGGAUGUUUUCAGGGUUUGAUUUGUUCAUAAUUGAUGAAGAGAAAGAGCAGGCUUCUCCUUAACACACCGUACAACAUCCACCAGAGUAAUAGAGCGUUUUACCCUCAAUCCACCCCAAUUUGUUCCUCAUUGAGUCUGAUUUGAUGAAACCAGGGAGAAGAGAGCGUCGUCUCUCCUCUCAGAGUCCUCUAAGGUUGUUUUUCUCUCGUUCAGAUGGAUUCACUCUUGAGUUGCUUUUCGAUGUGUUUCUCUUUUCUGCAUUUUGACUUCAGUGUCAUUUUCCACUUCCUCUUUCUUCACACUUCUCCUCUGCCGUUAUGUCCCAUUGAGCUCACUUUCUCUGCUGUGUUUUUUCCCUCUCUCUCUCUCUCCACAGGUGGCAAUUAAGAUAAUAGACAAGACGCAGCUGAACCCAAACAGCCUUCAGAAGGUAAUUUACCCCCUUCUCUCUCUCUCUUCUUCUCUCUCUCUUUCUGCCGCUGCUGUACUCUCACACGGAGGCAGAGCUCGUUUAUAAAUUCAUGAAGCACAACAGAUUGAGUAUUAAUUGUGUAAAUGGGAAGCAGUGCAUGCUGGGACCGAGCAUGUGUUCUCCAUAUAGAGUUAAGAGCUUUUAUGAUUGCAGAGGGAUGAUUUUGCAGGUGGAGGAGAUGAUUCAGCUGGACUGUUCCACUCAGGUUUUAAUGAAGGUUUAUGUUUGUAGAGCUUGUUAAAAAGAAGACUGGAUCUGUUUUAGGGCUGAUUCAGUCGUUUAUGCUCGAGAAAUUCAGCUUCUCAGGUUUUUAAUUUGUCCAAUUUGAGAAUCGAGCGCUGAGAAAAAAACCGUCCGUCUUUCUGUAUUAGCCUGUGAGAGACGCCGAGAGUGAGUUUUCUUUCACCUUCAUGCUGCGUGGUUGUCUGGAGGCUGGGAGUGACAGUUUUGUUUUUCUUGUUUAAUCGACCACAUCAGGAAGCGGCUUCGCUUUUAAAAUGCAAAUUUUCUGAGACUGAGAGCGAGAGUGAAUGCUCCCUUUUGCUCUCCCCCGAUGAAAAGCAGUUUCACUUUACAGUUUGAAUGAGCUGCCCGUAACUCUGUGUCCCUCCUUCCUUUUGUCUGUGUGGUCACUCAUUAGCAAGAGAUAUUCAACUCUGUGUGUGUGUGUGUGUGUGUGUGUGUGUGUGUGUGUGUGUGUGUGUGUGUGUGUGUGUGUGUGUGUGUGUGUGUGUGUGUGUUUUGAUGCUGUACAUUUUGGCCUGGAAGUGAAAUCGACAGGGCUGCUGCUGCUGAAGCUCUGGAGGCUUUUUAACCCCAUCAGACAGUAGGGAUGGGAAUGGAGAACUGGUUCUUGUUGAGAACUGUUUCCAAUUGGUUCAAUCCAUCGACAUCAUUUACAUUUUAUCUUAACGAUUCCUUUCACAGACAGAGAAAAAAACAUGGCGGAUGGUUAAAAAUUCGGUAGAAACGAGUUAAAGUGUGGCUUAAUUUUACUUUGAAAGAUGACAACAGCGCAACGUUUGUCGAGCAGUGAUGACAUGCAAAGAUGGAAACACCAGCAACAUGCUUAAACAUUUGUCAACGGGGCACGGCAUCAAAUAUAAGGAGUAGAGGAUGACAUUUGGAAUCCCACGGGAUGGGAGUCAUUUUUUAAUUAAUGUGUGGGAGUGGGAGUAAUUUUGAGUGGGAGUGGGAUGGGAGUGGGAGUCAUUCUACGGGAGUUGGACAGGACAGGAUUAAUUUUUUUACUCCGGUCCGGGAUUGGGACGGGACGGGAUUUUUUUCUCUGGGAGUGGGACGGGACCGUAGUGAAAAUCUGCUCCCGUGUCAUGCUCUAAUAAGGAGUCACAUGUAUUCAACGCUCUCCGCCGGCAACAGGUGUUGUGCCGUAGAAUGCAUCCCCUGCAUCCUAUCCACUCAUUAGCUUCUUAAAGUGGAAGAAAUAUAAUGUUAUAUCUGAAAAAAAAAAACACAAGUGUUGGAUCAUGACAACAUGUCAAAUGGAGCAGCAAACUUUCGCUCUGUUUUCAUGUGUCUCUUUAUAAAAUCCUUCAAAUGUCCCGAACGUGUAUACAUUGUACAGUGCAGAGCAUCAGUGCUCUCUGCAGCUCUGCCCCUCCGCUCACUGACGUGAUGCACGCAUGCACUGUCUUUGGGAAUUCAGAAUAUGCUUUUGACUGAGUUAGACAUGCAUAAAAACUCAUAAAAAAACCCCCAAAACUCAAAAUUUCACACACAAGUCUGCCCCACUUAGUAGUCUCCUCUUCUUGGGGGUUCAGAAUAUGUUCACCCUAACGCAUGUCCUGUGUUAACAUGAGCACAAUGCAUGUCAGAAAUGCUGCACAAAUAGCAUUUUGUUUGAUUAUUUUUAGACUCUCACUGAAGGUGGCAUUCAUCUUUUUUUUGUGAUCAGAAACUCAAUAAAAUUUUGAAUUAACAGUGAAAACCUUCAGUCUACAAUGAUAAAGGAAUCGUUAAAGAAUUGAAAUGAUAAUGGCAUCGAUAUCAAUAAAAUCUCAUCAGUUCCCUUCCCUAUCAGACAGAGAAGAACGGACAGGGCAGACUGAGCAUCAGCCGCCGCCACCGCUGCUUCUGCUUCUGCUUCUGCUGUUGUUGUCUGUGACGGCGUGAUGAUGCGUUCAUGUUCAGCCCCGGCCCGCGUCCCCCACCGUCUCACCCUCUCUCCCUCCAUCUCUCUCAGCGAUCAGCCAGUGGUUUUCCAUCAGUUUUUCCAAAGCUCCAUUGAUUCUGGCCUUUGUAUGUCGGAGGCCCGGGCCCUUUGGCGCUGGCUGUGACACUCCGCUGACAGAAAAACACUGAGUCAUGACAGCGCCGCUGUUCACGGAAACACAAAGCGCGCAGAGCUUUUGUCGGCCGCCCGUGUUGUUUUUAGGUUAGUGCUUUGUCACAGUCUAAGGGGGGAAAACUCUUUUAGGAAUUUGUGGGGCUGUUUUUUCUUUUUUUCCUUUUUCCUGUCGUUCUCCGGGGGUUUAGAUUUCUUUUCAUGUUUUAUUUUAAGGAAUUAGAGCAGACCAGAAAAAGAAGCUACAACUCAAGACUUUCGAGUACUUGUUCAUGAGUGACACAUUAAACAGCCCCACUCUUGUCACACGCUGGUAUUUAUAGGCCGACUGUCUUUUCUUCUUCAUUUCCUCUUUUGUUUUAUAAGUUAAAGGAAAUCCUGACAUAAAUUAGAUUUGUGGAUUAUUUUUAGAGUAUCUAGGUCACGUCGGCCUGAUACGUACCCAAGAAUCAAUGCCUUUGUUUUGUUGGAGAGCAGAGCUGAUGAGAAUAAAUGCACAAACACACCCUCAUCUCUCUCUCUUAAACAGGUUAAUGUAAAGCUCAGGCCGUAUGUCGGAGAAGAGUCAGGCUCCUCUCACUGGUACCUCGUGACUGGACACAUUACGCUCCAUUAAACUCGAUUUUGUCUAUUCAAUUAAAGCUACAGUAUGCGGUUUUAAGCUUGUUAUGAACGGUGACGCCUCAGUAUGACCCAAAAAAGAAAACUAGACCACGAGAGAGAUGAUGGGUAUUUGAUAAAGGAUUAUUCGGUCAGAAAACUCUUAGAGAAGCUGUUCUAAUCUCGCCUCUUUGUUCAUAUCAAUCCAACCAGGACGUCCCUCACAGGAGCUUUAAUUCAUUAAUUAAAAGACUACUUUUAAUUUUGUCCUCUGUUUGUCCAAAAACUCCCCUCAAGAUAAUUCGUAGUGUACCUUUGCCUGCAGCUGCACUUUUGGAGAUAGCGUGGCCCCUCUGGCAGAGCUGCAGAUGACAGUAAAAUGACGAAAACAAGUUUCACAGAACCUGAAAAUCCCCCGCUUCCCUGAACUCACCUGUGAGGCAACAUUUCUCUUCCUGUAACGACUACGUGUACAAACGCUGAAUAUUCCUGUUCCUCCCCUCACUGUGAAAAGAUGGAGAGUGUCUUGGUCGCUUAAGUACAAAUUAGUUUUGAGUUCUUGAAACGAUUGAGCCUCAGAUCCAGAGCUCUGUAUCUGACCUGUGGGCUGAAAGACAACAACCACAGACAGACUCUAGGUGGAAGGGAAUAACUGACAGAGGAACUUUGUUUACUCUUGUUGGAGGAAUAUAGAAAACCGUGUCCUCCUCAUCCUUCAGAAGAUCUCUUCUUCUGGUGUUUUCUUCGACUCGACUGAGCGUCAUCCGGCUCUGCGGGUCUGUGUAUGAAACGCUCGGGUCAGGAUGAGUUUGGAUCUUGUGUUUAUUUUCCUCUUCUCUUUCCUCUGAGCUGGUGCUGCUGAAAAGAGCCAACCUGCAUCAGAGCCGGCACGGCUGUGUCCUGACCUCUUAUGUAACCGCAAGAAUUGGCGAGAGGCUGAUAGCGGGGGAUAUCGUCUCUGAAGCCUGAAUGUUUAUUUUCAGCCUCUGUUCUUAAUAGUUCGGAGGAGCCGUGUCGACGUUCACAUCUGUCACCCCCGGCUCCUGCUCUGUUCUUGUCCGUCUGUGUCCUGAUAUAACCCGCUGACGGUCGCGUUGUCGUCUAGGUCGAAGGUCGGGGAGGGCGUGCGACAGACUUGGAAGUCUUGAUUAAAUGUAAACAAUGUCAGUCUAAUGCCCAGAGUCUCGGAAAAGCUCUGAUCCCUGCGCUGAGCUUUUGCUUUGCUUUGAAUGCUGGAGGAGCAGAUUACAAGACUUACCUGUCCUUUUUAGAACAUUGUCUUUGUCCAAGAGACGCAGGGUGUCUACAGGACAUCAUAAAGUCAUCAAACAGGGCAAAGUUCUGCCUCUAAUGAGCUUGUCCUUCUUGUUUGACGUAAAGCAGCAGCUUGUUUUAAAAGAGUUUGCUGUUUUUAGUCCAAUGAGUGAGCAGGACAGACUCUCGAUGGAAAGCAUAAGCAGCAGAGAUACAGAUCUGCCGUCUGUAAACACCCUCCUGGCUCCCACUCAUCCCGAUCUGAUGAUUAAUUUAUCUCUUUAAGUGCGAGUGAGGCGGCGGACGGUCUGCUUUUGAUCAGAAAUUUCAAUUUGAGCCACAAAUCUGUGUGACACAGCGCCGAGACCGUCAGCCAGCAUUUAGAUUUCCCAACUUCCUGGAAUUCAUCAGCGAUGAUUGAUCUGACCUCCAUUCAACAAAGCAGCUGUUUUUUUUCUUUUUCUGAUGACACUUUCACUGUCAUGUUGUACUUUUCAGCAAAUUUAGGGCCUUUUUUACAGAGAGUAAGAGGCUGCAGAAACAUAAUCAGAAGGAAACCUUUAGUUGUUGUCGCCUUUUGCUGUCCUGGGUCUGGAGCCGCUGUCAUCUCAAUGUUUUUUGCAGAUGUUUGUACGGGCAGAUAGUUUUCAAAUCAUAGCCCCUACAUGUAGAUUUUUCUGGAAAUGCGAAAAAGAAGAUUUUUCUGUUUGUUUUGGAACCAUUUUUGUGGAAAACCAGACCGUAAAUCUCCAGAAAACAUAUUUCAUUAGUGGAUUCAUGUUGUAAGAUUAAGCUACAGUAAAACUCUUAAGAGGCAAACUGAGACUCUGAGAAACUGAGUAGAUGAAUAGAUUGAGACUCUCACUUUGAGAAACUAAGACUCUCACUUUGAGAAACUGAGACUUUGAGAAACUGAGACUCUGAGAUGGAAUAAAAGGUUUGAGAAACUUGGAAACUGACACUCUCAGAAAGUAAGACUCUCAGAAAGUAAGACUGAGAAACUAAGACUUUGAAAAACUGAGACUCUAGGAAACUGUGAAACUGAGACUCUCAGAAAGUUAGACUCUGAGUAACUGAGACUGAGAAACUGAGACUCUGAGAAACUUGGAAACUGAGACUCGGAAAGUUAGACUGAGAAUUAAGACUCUAAGAAACUGAGUGUCUGAGAAACGAAGACUCUAGGAAACUUGGAAACUGAGACUCUCAGAAGGUGAGACUGUGAAACUAAGACUCUGAGAUACUGAGACUUGGAGAAACUAGGAAACUGAGACUCUCAGGAAGCGAGACUCUGAGAAACUGAAACACUGAAAAAAAUGUGACUGAGAAACUGAGACUCUCACUUUAAGAAACUGAGACUCUGAGAUGGAAAACAAGUUUGAAAAACUUGGAAACUGAGACUCUCAGAAAGUAAGACUGAGAAACCGAGACUCUGAAAAACUGAGACUCUGAAAAAAUGAGACUGACAAACUGAGAAGGUUUUUUAAUGUUACGUUUUUAGUCUUCAGAUGAUUCCAAAGGAUACAUCUCAUUAAUUUGGUGCUCAGAAGUUUAGAAAUGAGGACCCAGUAUUUUUCUGCAGAAUUUCCUGAAGUUUGUCUGGUUUAAAGCCGAGUGUGUCGCCUCAGGUGAAUGUGUGUAUCCAGAUGGAAACAACAACAGCCGAGCCUCAGAUGGGCCUAAUCACUGCACCAAGAAGCAGCCGCCUCACUCUCAGUGAAAAAAGCUGAGCUUAUAAAAAAAGCUCUCGGGGUAAACAAACACCAGGGGGUCACUUCCAGGAGGCAUGCGUCCUUCUGAAUCUGAGCUGAUGCUGCAGAGGCCGUGAUCUAAUUUGUCGUGACUCACCUCAGACUUUCUGACCCGGUGGGAUGAACGUUAACCAAAAACAUACAGUGAGUGAUCUAACGUGGAGCCCACGGGAUUGUAUUUACAAGCCUCAGAUCAGCCGUAAUUGAAGUAACUCGAACAGGAAAGUGGAGGAAAGUUUCCACUCGGACUUAACAAAGCCGCACAGACGCGUGAUUUCACCCUGAAACCGUGUGUCACUCAGCCCAGAGGUGCUUUGUAUUGAUCACAAGAUUGCAGAUUGUGCAACGGGGACAGCUGUGCAUCAUCCCGGCGGUAUGACUGGAUCACCAGCAGGUUUGCGUCCUCGACCUAAUGGUUGGAUUAUGCGGUGAAUCAUCUCCGCCUCUCUGCUGCUUUCCCACUAAUUCUGUUUACUGCAUAACAUACCUGACAAAGUAUUCCCAUACACACGCCGGCCUGCUGUUUCUCAAGCUGCCCAGGUGUUGAAGAGUCUGUUUCCCCCACAGAGGACUGUACAGAGUGUGCCGAAGUCUUUAUAAUGCUACAGAGGGUUUUACAGCGGCGCUCAGAGUGAGUGAAUAAGAUAAAGCUGACUUUGUAGGACGGCCUUGAGAGGAAAACCUGCUCAGAUAUGUUCCUCUGCACUCUGCGAGCUCUCAGGAGUCUUUUCAGCGUAAUGACGGGCAGAGCGAGAUCACAGGCUGAGUGUAAUGACAGUGAGGAGACCUCAGGCGCACUCCAGAGCGAGCUCCUCUUCUUCCUCUUCAUCUUCCCCCUCCUCCUGGCUCACUUUGUUCACAUUGCUCUAAACCGGUCGACUCCGCUCAAGGCUCUGCUGACUGCAGCUCAUAAUUAACCCUUCGCUCGUCUCAGAAAUGAGAUUUAUUGUCUCAGUACCUCCCCACAGCCGACGUCGACUGCAGGAUGUUGGUGUUUAAAUUGCUGGUCUGGAGCUGUAUGACUUCCAGUGAUGCUUAUUAUCUUUACAACUCUUUUAUUUUUGUAUUAUAGCUGCUUUCUAGACAGAAAUUAAAUAUACUCCAUCAGGCGUGCCAGCGCAGGGGGGUCCAAUAAAAAACUGUUGUCAUUUAUAACAAGGGGAAAGUAGCUCGACCUCUGGAUCUCCUAAAAAAGACAAAUGCAGACAGUGUUUCUACUGUUCACGCUUUAGAUAAAUAAACUAAAGCUGCUGCAGCUGUCAUAUCUUUUUAUGUGAGGUAAGAAACCACUCCAAGACGUUCUUCAGAUUUAUUUUCCAGGUUUCCUCUCAAAUGCUGCUCAGCUGUAGAUUUCACUUCGUGGAAAGUUCAGUGAGGUCUUUUUGAAGAAGACGAUGGUGGAUACAGACUGUUUUUUUUUAAAUAUAUAUAUAUAAAAGUUCCAGUUCCCUCGUUUCUCCACAUAGAUCAGACUUUCUUCCAUCUGCAGAUAUUUUUCCCAGGGUCGGCGCUUCAGUGGAAAUUGAAGUCACAUGCUUCAUGUAGGUCAUGAUUUAUUCACCAGCCCUGUUUACAUUCCACUAUGUGGCCUUUCUCUAAAUCAAUACAGCAACCUUUAAGCGUAACCUUUGACCUUCCCGCUGUGUUUACUGUCCUUUUUCAAGAUUUUGGUUUUUAACUCCAGUUUUGAAUGAAGGAACGUGAGCUGGAAUCUCACCUUUUUAUUACAGGAUUUUAUUUUUGUUCAAAUCAAAGUACUUAAAGAUCCACUCCGAUGAAAAUCAUGUUUGUCUUGUUUGUUUUUUUACAUGUUCAUAUGACAUUUCUCUGAUGCUACAGGAAAUAUCAUGAGAAAAAUAAGUAUAAAUAAGAGUAUUUCUACAUCACUGUGAAUCUCUGGCAGACUCAAAUGGCAGGUUCAGAUUCAGUGAGAUUUCCUAUGUCGCAAAUCUAAGCUCCGCCCCCAGAGCCCUGCUAUACAGGCCAGACUUGGAGAAAUAGAGAGGACGACCGCAGAGCAAGUGUGUGCAUUUGCGGAUUGCAAUGUUCGUAAGAAAGCCUAAAGACAUAAGUGUCCGAGAGCUGAAUAGCUAUUAUGUUACCUUCCACUUCUACUACAUCGGCAAUGUUAGGCUAGAAGCUAGCGUGAAGGGGAUUGUGCAGAGCAGCGACUCAGAGGUGUAUUGCUAAUGAGCUGCUGGAGCCCUGCAGAAGAAAAAACCCUUAAAAACGACACAGUUUACAUGAUUUGGCUAAUAACUUAGUGAGCACAAUUUAACGACCACUGAGAAGACUUUAAGUAGUAAAAAAAAACACGAUUGGAGUGGGACUUUAAAUUCACCUGUGAAUGUGUGUAAUUUAGGGUGACCAUAUUCUGAUUUCCCUUAAAGAGGACACGACUAUACGGGAGCGGAGUCACGGAGUCGCACAAAGUUUUUUAAGGUUUUUGAAGGUUUUUUUUAAACUUCCCCGGACAAGGCCUGACAAACCCGGACAGCCCAGACACAAUAUUUUUUCGUAGGAUGGUAGGGGGAGGUCCCGCCUCCUUCGUCUUUGAUUGGCUGUGAAACAUCAUCGCACGCCCAAGCCGAGCACGGGCUGUCGGCUACGUACAUCAAACAGAACAUUACAGAACAUUAUCACACUUCUGAAUCUCCUGACCCUAACCCUAACCCUAACCCGACAGAUGAUGAUGUUUCACAGCCAUAAGGAAUAACCAAUCGGAGCACAGCACUUCUAGCCAAUCAGAGGCGAAGGAGGGCGGGACCUUCGUCUACCAUCGUACACAAAAAAAAAAUCCUGCAGCCCAGACAGCCCCCAAAAAAGAGGACAUGUCCUAAAAGAGGACGUAUGAUCACCCUAGAGUAACUGUAUAAUUUGUCCGUGGUUGAUUUGUGAGAUGAAGCGCAGAUGUAACUCUACUAAAAACACGCAUGUAACUCCAUGUUUUAGCUUCAUUCUGUAAACAUGUGUGUCGAAGCAGCUCGGCGUGGAGCCUCACGCUGAAUGUGGAAACAUCACCCGCUGUCAGUCACCAUCUGUUUGCCUCUCAGGCAGACGGCGUCGGUCUGGGCUCGGAGAAAAAGGAAGUUUGUCCCCGUGGAUGUGGUUUUUAGGAGCCGUGGGUUUGAAUCCGUCAUGUGACUCCCUGCUAACUUUUACUGCUGCUUUUCACUCCACAUCCCACGGAGGGAACAGAUUACAGCUCAGAGACAAAUGAGGAGAAAAGGUGUAAAUAGAGAAGAAGAAUCUGUGAAAGGGAGGAGGAGGAGGAGGACAGUCCUGCUCUGUGCUGCCAGAAUGAUUAGUCAACCAAGAGAAGAUAACUGCAGUGUGAAGCUGAUUAACUCUAGUUGUUGUCUGGUCACAAAGUUAGAGCCUCAAAUAUCUGACUUUUACAUAAUCGACGACAUUUGGAGCAAAAAAAGUCACAUUUUUGUUUGAGUUUGGAGUCCUGACAUUUAAAGAUGUUAAAACUCUGAACACGUGUUAAAAAAGAGAGAAAGAAAAACCAGAAUGAUGUCAAAAAUCAGAUCUAAUAGUUUUGUUUCUAUGGUGGUUUACUAACGGCUUGAGAUCCUCUCCAGGUCAGUCGUGUCUCACUGUGUUUCCCUCUCUAGUGAACUCGCCUCCUUAUUGGCUGUCACUGUCUUCACGUGACAACAAACAGACGGUGCGCUUUACUGUUUUUGACCCUGGCUUUCAAUGGACGCUGUGUGCAACGGCGUAUAUUCGGCUGCAUAUAUGAGUUGAUUUGUUAGAGAUGCGUUUCCCGUGUCUGUUCGAGCGCUCUGUCUGCCUCGCCGACUGUGGCAGCUCCGCUCUCAUGAAAGAUUGAUGCCUUUUUAUAUUUUUUAUGGGAGGAGGGAAGAGGACGGAGGUGUAGUUAACAGAGGAUCAAUAAUAAAUAGCACUCAGUUCCUUUUUGUGCCUCGAUCAGCGAAGACUAAAAAGCUCUUCUGGCUGUUACAAAUCUGCUUGUCUGGUCACUCUGAAUGCUGAUGUGGAGGCGGGCGUGUGUUGACACAGUGUCUUGUUAUUAGUGCAAAGAGGGGGUGUGUGACGGCGCAUGUUUAACUUAAUUCAGAGUCAGAUCCCCCCCCUCUCUUCUGGUGCAUCUCUCAGGCUGGUUUGAACCGACGCUGAGGUGCAGGAGAUCCUGUUUGUGGAGAUGACGUGACGACAAAGACAGAAUAAUCACAUUUCCUGGACGAGCGUGUUGAUGUUGGCACAACACAGGGGUCUGUGUUUUGGUUCCUGAACCCAUGAUCUCCUGUUUUGAGCUGCUGAAUGAUGGGGGGACCUGAUGAUGCGUUUCCUUCUCCCGAGGAGGGAUGUGACCAGGAUACAAAUAUAUCAGACGUGAGGCAGGAAAACAUUCACACUGCCUCUUUAAAUUAAUGUAAUCUGCGGGUUUGAGUCUGAAAAUCCAUUUAGAAUUAAAUUAUGGAUUAGUUAUUGCUCGGCGACCUAGAAAUCAAGCCGCUUAAUAAGUAAUCAACUCAAGUAAUGCCAGAGUGUUAAUGCACACCGCCGCUGAAUUAAAAUUACAUGUCUGCGUUCGGCCCUGGAUCACAGCGUCUGCGGGUAAAUGGGUUUAAACUGGUUUGCAGAGUGGGGCUCCUUACAGGUUCACGUCCACAUUCCUGUACGGAUCACACAUCAAACCACGCAGCUUUAUCUGUUCUCUAGAUCCCAGUACUGACAAACAACGCCACUUUUUAAGACGUCAUCUGUCAUCUGGGUAGUCGAGCAUUAAAGCAGGAGCCAUGAACCAGAGCUCUGCUUCAGCGUAGACACAACACUGACCCAGUAUUUCAGGCCUCAAUCAUUCAAAUUUAAUGACUCUUUCACCUCCAUAUUGUGGUCUCUGCACGUACUGUACAUACACUCCAAUAUAAACAACAAACCAGUGUGUUUCAAUGUGGUGAACUGGACAUUAACUGUUUGUGUUUUUUCUGUUUUUGUUUCAGCUCUUCAGAGAAGUUAGAAUAAUGAAGAUCUUGAAUCAUCCCAAUAUAGGUGAGUGGAGCUCGAACACUUUAUUGUACAUCGAGUCAUCUCAGACUUUGAACUUCAUUAUGUCAUAAUCUGGAUAACAGUUUUUAAUCUGUUGGCAUGUAAAUUCAGAUAUUUUAGAUUUUUAGAUUUAGGUUUUAAAUGGGGAACCGGGUCAGUAUCUGGUGUUUGCUGGUGUUCCUGUGUCAUACAGGGCUCUCAAGUUGACAGCCAUGUACUUUCAGUCUGUGUUUUAUGCACCUGUGAGUACUCUAAGUGCAGCUUUUACUGCUUUAUUAUUGACUCUUGGUUCAUACAAAGUUCACUGGAGAUUACACUGUGCUCUUUACAAUCCAAGCAGAUGUUAAUAUUCAUAAAAGUACAGCACCUUAGAGGUCAAACACGGAGAAUGGAGCCAAAAAAUAGUUUUAGAGUUAGAUUUUAGAGAUUAAAAAAAAGGAAAAACAAGAUUUCUAUCAAAACUAUCAGUUUAUGGAUGAGACUCAGAGGUUGAUCAUAGUUGUAGAAUCAUGGGUGAUACAUGGAAGACUGGAGUCUGGUUGUCUCUCUGGUCCUCUAUGUGUGAAACUAUUGUUCCACCCUCAAAGUCUUAAUGUUGUCACGGUAACCAGGAGGUUAUCCCUGGUUAUCACAGAAUUGGUCUGUUUUUACACGCUCUCCUACAUUUUUCUGAAUGUGCAGAAACUGUUGUCCUUAAAACAUGAACACUGUUUUUUUUUUAAGGUGUGUCCUUCCUCUCAGUCGUGGUUUCAGAUCACUGUAGCGCAGCAGUGCAGCAUUUCUUUUGAGUUAUUCAUCUAGAAGUCACUAAUUUGGUUCCCAAAUGAAGACACUGCAAAGAAUUGUUUUAUAGAUGUAAAAAAAAAUAUAAUCUGAGCAUGCAGUUGAAAUAAAGUGCUCUUGAAUAUCCAGGGUUCCUACACUAGUAUAGAAAGGAUAGAGAAAUAUGGAAAUAAACUGAUCAAUUUCCAGGUCUUUAAAAAGUAUGGAACAAUGUUUAUGUUCUCAAGCUAUUACCACAGUGAAAAAUAAUACUGUUUUCUAAGAAACCCUGAAUAUUGACAAUUGAACAGGCUAACGCCAUCUAAUAUCAGUAGAUGGUGAUAUCGAACAGCUAAAUUAAAUGAAUAAUUGCAAAUAUAACUGGAAUAAGCAUCCCCUUUGUGGCACAGGAUUGUUAAAAUGUUGUUUUAAAAUGAAGAUAUGUCAAGUUAAUUGAAGUUAGUGAUUAUAUGCAAAAUAAAUGUGUAUAUUAUUUGAAAAAUAAAGGUAGAAAUUCCUUUCCUUCCUUUCUAUAUUGAUUGAUUGAUUUAUUGAAACUUUUUUUAAGGUGUCAUGCACAGGAAGUUCCCAGCCCGAGUGGGCCUACAAGACACCAAAAGGAAAGGAAGAUAUAAUAGAUAAGAAAAAAAAACUGAAAACAGACAUUAAGCCAUUUUAGCAUUUAAACAAUCCUGACGUUUUUUUUAAAGCUUCAGAAACGAGGUAACUUAAAGACAUUGAGGUUAAACAGCCGGUUCAUUCUAACAUCAUCAAAAUGUCAGAAAAGUAUAAAUAUCUUUAUCAAUAAUCCAGUUAAGUCAUUUAUCCCGAUCAGAAACAUAUUGACACUGAAUAUUCCCUCAUAUACACACUAAAAAACACACAUGUUUGUGUCAUAAAACACACACAGCGCCUGCCGUGGUGGUGUGUUUGGUUUUGGAGAUGGGAUUCCCCUCUAAUUACUUUUAAUUUAGUUUCCUGCCGCUCUGUGAUGUGCUGUGCAGAAAUGUGAUUAUAAUUACCAGAGCGAUAGUAAGCACCAGCACCAGCAGCAGCAGCGGCGGCAGCAGCCCGCACGCUUCCCCAUCUCCAUCUCUCCUCUCUCUCUCAUUGUCUUCAUCCCACCUCGUCUAAAUUUAGCAGUGCAGCCCUCAGCCGCUCAUCACACAGUCUUUUAUAUCUUCAAGCUCGACACACUGCAGUAAAAAAGAAAAAAAAAAGUCUUUGAGACUGUUCGGUAAAUAUUGAGUGCUGCCGAGCUUACACGGUCACGACACUCGCAGAGAUCCACGUGACUCGACUCUUUUUCCCCUCCGCUUUCUUCAAGCGUCUGUUUACAGCCAAUUUCUGAUGCCCGUUUCCAUGAAUAAAUGAUUUCAUCGCUCUAAACUCUCCCAUCUUGAGGCGUAAUUGAAUUUUUAAUUUCCUCUCUUUGUCUCUUUUUCUUUUUAGUCAAGCUUUUUGAAGUGAUUGAGACUGAGAGGACGCUCUACCUGGUCAUGGAGUACGCCAGCGGAGGUGAGACACAAGUAUAAAUGUUUUAUGUUUAUGAAUUCACAAACCCUGGUCGUUAAGGAGAAGUCCCCCACCACAAAAAAGGGAACCUGGUAUUUUCACGCUGAAAUGAACUCAUCACAUUUAAAGGUGUUUGCACAGAGACAGGUGCAGCGCAGGUCGAUACGGCUGUAAAACCAUAAAGUUUAUAAGUAAAAUCUUUACAGCUGCAUCCAAACGGCUGCUGCACAGAAGACCAAAUAUAGUCUGUAGAUUCUGUUUGCAGCUCCCCGAAGUCCUGAGUAUGAUUUAUUAACACCAGAUGUGAUAAAUGUGUGUGUGAAUAAUUAAUGCACUCCGGGGUCUGCAGACUUUCCUUCCACCUGAGAGGACAAAUAAAAAAAGGGGCAGGAGUCCGACUGAAUCCCUGAGAUGAUUUACAGAAAAUAUGAGUUUAAAUCAUCAAAUCAAAACGUUUUAAUCAGUUGGAAUUAACAAAUUUCAAACCUUAUAAAAAGAGCUGAGUCAUAAUCCUGAUUCACGGUUAAAAAAACAAAUUUAAGUGGGAUAAAAAUAGAUUUAGUGACUCAUUUGGCGUCCACCGAAGAGUCUGAAACGUCAGCGUGAUCGGCGCAGACCGUAACCUUCCUCCAUUCAGUCUUGACACGAACGUCAACGCUCUAUUGACAUCAGGUACUCCCCCAGCGCUCCGUCACUGAUUGGUCUGGCAUUCUGUAUAAAUGUCAUCCUGUUGUUGUGACACCAUACGACUCCAGCUCUUCAUCCCCGCAGCGAAACACUUUUUAGCCCACCCUUACAUCCUUGAAUCAUCGUGAUCGCCCCCUGUCCAGUCGAGUGUAACACCAUCACGGGUCUACACAAAUCAGCCAAAUAUGUUUUAAACCGAUUACACAAUCAUUUUUGAUACUUGGGUUCAAGCAAAGAGAGGUAUGACUGAUGUGGAGACUCUUAUCUAUCCUGCCGAGACAAAGACGAGGAAGUCAGAGCGAGAAAAACAGGCCGGUCGACUCCUUUCAGCGCCGUAGAUUUGAGCAUGACUGAAACCAAAACAAACAAUGCGAUGAUGAGAGUUUUAUCACCACCUCCAUCUCCAUUUAUUCUGUUAAACGCCUGGAUCGGUGUUCGCCCUCUUUAGCUGGAUUGUGACUAAAUCUGUCGAGUCUUUGGAGGUGAAGUAAAAGAUUCAGCGAAUGAAAGAGGAUAAAGAGGGGAGGCAUAUGAACCGAACCAAGUGAAGAAAACCUCUGAGAUGGCAUUUAUCAUCUCAGUGUCAGUUUGUCGAAUGUGACGGUACGCAGCCAAACAAGAUUUCAUCCAAACCAAAACAGAGGGACAGAAUCUUCAGUUUUUUUCCUCCUUCUGCAACUUUAUGAGUUUACUUUUUGAGAUUUCAUUUGGGGAAAGCUUUUCGUAAUUUGUCAUUUCAUGCAGCGUUACUCGCACACGCCCACACCCUCAUCCUAAAAGGCUGAGGCUGUUAUUGAUUUCUUGUAAAGGUCAUGCUCAUAAUGCUGAGCGAAGCGCAGACGGCAAAUUGUGGAGACCCGCUCCCCGAAGAGCAAAUCGCAUUUCCACUGAGAUGUGGAGGUCCGAUCACACGCGCCAAUUGCAUUACGUCUUAAUAAAGUCAAUCUAAUAUUUCUUCCAAUUUCACAUCGAUUUUUUUUUGAGGACGACCCCUCAGCCCGUCAAACUGGGCGUGACGGACUGCGGUCUAGCUCUGAUCCCAGGCUGCAGGGGCCUCCCCGGAAAAUCAGUCAUUUAGAUUAAAAGGAAACAGUCAGGACAGUUCUCACAAAGAGGGUUGUUAAUACACAAAUUAAAUGCACGAUAGGAAAUCUAAUUAAAAACGGUAAGUAGAAGGAAAUCAGUUUAUGUGAUUCUCUAUUUUUGCACCAAGAUAAGCAUGUUAAACUUUCAACCCUCUUUGUAGGGCUGGGCGAUAAACUGAAAAUUUACAGGUACUGAAAUUUACGACAAUAACAGAAGUCAUUUUGCCCACAUCGGCGUAUUUGGUGUCAAAAAAUAGAUAGACAAAAGUUGGUUUUGGAUGUGUGUAGGUAGGCUAUGGUCUCAUGUCCCUUUAAGACGUGACUCCACCCUAUCCAGUCUGUAACAAAGAGGAAGAGACAGGUGAGGAGAUGGAGGACGGUUCAAAAGUUGUAGCGGCUGAAGUAGACGAAGUUAAUGUGGGAGGGGGUGAGCAGCUUGUAGAGUAGUUAUCGUCCAUUUAUCGUUAUCGAGGUGAACUGCUCAAUAUAUCAUAAAAUUGAUUUGAGGCCAUAUCGCCCAGCCCUAACUCCUCAAAAGAAAUAUUAUGAUAUAUUGAUCAGUUCACCCUGAUAAUGAUAAACGGACGAUAACUACUCCACAAGCUGCUCACCCCCUCCCACAUUAACUUCGUCUACUUCAGCCGCUACAACUUUUGAACCGUCCUCCAUCUCCUCACCUGUCUUUCCCUCUUUGUUACAGACUGGAUGGGGUGGAGUCACAUCUCAAAGGGACAUGAGACCAUAGCCUACCUACACACAUCCAAAACCAACUUUAAUUUAUUUAUUGACAUCAGAUGUGAUUGACAUGGGCAAAAUGACUUCUGUUAUUGUCGUAAAUUUCAGUAUAGGUAAAUUUUCAACUUAUCGCCCAGCCCUAGUGUGGACACAGAGCUUGUAUUAUUUAGCAUUAACGUUGCCAGAUACUGAAGCUGCUAAUGUUAAGGGCACUUAUGCAUACCUAUACGGUCACUGUAUCCACGUUAGCGUUCAGGUGUUAGCAUUUAGCUGUGAGAAAAGCUCCCUGGAGCCGCUGGUAUGGCUGCAAACUAUUAUUGUUGAUACUCAGCAGCUUCCUGAUGUUGUUUCUUUCUGUGUUUACAGUCACAUACCUACAGAGUGUGUGUAUUUUUUUCCACUUUCAGGGUUAACUUUGACAAAAGUGUGCACGUUUUGGGAGGUUCGGUGUCUGUUAAGGGGCCAAAUUCAGUGGAGGAGAUAAUGGCCCGGGGAUAAUUGCUUCCAAACAGAGGCUUUUUGUGCAGCCUCAUGUGACAUUCAGCUCCACGUUAACUUUUCAGGAACUCUUUCCUACUAGGAAGUGUUUCAAACUUCCUGUUCCACUUUUGUUUGAGAUAAAGUUUCUAGUUUUUCUUGUUCCUCCUUUUGUUUUUUUUGCUCAUUUCUUUAAAGUACAGGCUGUUCUCAAAUCUAAAGCCAGAUUACAUGUUACAUUUCCAGUUAGUUCCCUGAUCUCACCCCCAUGUGCGGCAUACAGAGUGACCUUUAGCUCUGACAUGCUGCGGGUGAGCUGGCACACUCUGUCUUUAGCAGGUGAAUCAGAGAACAGCAAUGAAUUGUUGCUUUUCUAGAGCUCUAAAGUACGGAAACGAACACUCGGGCCGCCUCUGCAGGUCAGCGCUGAGAGAGUGGGAGGGUUUUGAGGAUGCAGGAAAAGAGGGGGAGGCGGCGUUGUUGCUGGUUAUUGUGUUUAGAUCCUCUCUCUCUCUCUGCCUGGGUAUGGACGUGCACACGUAAGACAGCCACCGGAGUUCAAUUAGCACACGAGCGAGCGUAGUCACGUUUUGGCUGCGAGUGUGCAGAACCGUGGGCCGAGGGCUGCUGGAGCAGAGAUAGGCGGCGGCAGCUUUGUGCCUGCAGGAGAGGCUCAGUCAGUGUGGAGGAAGCGGCACGGCGCUCGGCUCAAUAUGGUCAAGAAAAACCCCCUCGAACCGAGCACAUGGGUGAUGGUGAGGGGCCAGCUGUGCGGAGAAGUUCAUCCUGAAGUUAUUUUGAUCAGAUUUAGUGAUGACUCACUCCAUCUUCCUCUCUUCUUCUCUGACUUUCAUUCACCGAUCCUCUGUCCUGUGUACUCUUUCAGACUCUCUGACUCUUUCUCUCUUGUGUUUCUCUUCUUGCAGGAGAGGUCUUCGACUACCUGGUUGCACAUGGAAGAAUGAAGGAAAAAGAGGCCAGGGCUAAAUUUAGACAGGUAACCAGCUUUCUCUCCCCCCCCUGCAGUGUUCUGGUUUCCCACCUCUGCCUCAGACAGGUCGCUGUCCUCUGUCCUGUUUCUGGAACAGGAACAUCUGUCGUCUGAAGACUGAUGACAAAUGUCCAAACCUCCUUCUGUCCCCAUCACUUACCUCUCAGUGACAGUCAGUCCAAAGUCAUCGGGUGCUGAGAAACUCGUGAAACUCUCCUCAGUUUUAUGUGCAUUAAAAGGAAACUUCAGCAGCUUUACAGGCAGCAAGAUGAAAAACUCUAAUUCCCGAAGAUGUUUUUGCAUAGAAGCGAGAAUGAGAACAUCAAUUCAAUUCUUCUGUUGUACCCAAACAUUUUGAUUUUUUUGCCUAAAAAUGUCUGAAUAUUGACAUGAAAAUUGUGACUGUUUCCCAACAUUUUUGUAGGUAUUUUGCAUCUAAAAACAGCCAAGGUAGAAAUCUGAAACUCAUCAUUGUUCAUUUGUAGUCUAAGGAUGAGUUAUGUAUAUGUGUCUGGGAUCAGAUGACUUCUUUUCAGUUAUUCCAGCGCAGCCAGUCAAACAACUUACAGCCAAAAGUUUAACUAAUAUCCCACUGGACAUUUUUUGGUCUAAAAGAGGUCUAAUAGACGUCUAAAUGUAGCCUAGACGACUGGUCUAAAAUCAGGCUACCACAGGUCUAAAAAUGAAUAUUAUUAAAGUUGAUGCAAAAGUUGCACUAGAGUGUUUUACAUUUGUGCAGAUAGAUGGGAGAUGAUAGCAGUAUAAGAAGAAUAAGAUAUAUUUAAUAUAACAGACUUUAUGUUAGUCCAGUGUGUGUUAAUGUAACAAAGGAUAUCUUGUUUUUAAUCUGAACAUUAUAACCGUGAUCUUCAGGAGCUCUGUGGCUGAGAAGGAGAUUGUGUUCAGCCUGUUUUUGCUCUCCAUACAGUCAGUUAGUCCUGUGUUCACCACAGGGUUCCUACGCAAGUCUGGAAAAGUAUGGAAGUAAUUUCAUCAGUUUCCAGGUCUUCAAAAGUAUGGUAAAUGAAAAAUUAAGUAUGGAAAAGAGUUUAUGUUUCCAGGCUAUUACCACAGUAAAAAAAAUACUGUUUUCUAAAAUAGAAAACCAAAAAUGAUUCUAAAAAGUGGGAUAUGGAGGAGUAUGGAAAUUCCAGCUGUGUAGGAACCCUUGUACCAAAGCCUGCUGAGAUGUGAUUGGUUAGUUCUACUUCUGUGUUAUCAGCUGUUUUACGACCAAAACCACAAGCUGCAAAAUCAUUCAGGAUAAGGAGGUUUUAUCAUUUCUUCAUUGAUUGAUUUUUGUUCAAUUAGCUUUGUAUACAGAUUAAAACUUAUAUGAUAGUUUGUGCCCAUAGGCUGGACUCCUAACUGAUAUUAGAGUUAUUAUAACUCAGGGUGUUGACUCACUGGUGCUGCUCGCUCGCUGUGGAAACAGUGGAACUCCUGUAGCUUCACAUACACGGCAUCCCCCAGACCCAUGCUGAGCAGAAAGCUAUCCCAAAAUCCUGCGGGUGUUCCCUCUCUUACCAGAAAUGAUUGCUGUUGUGCCAUCACAUCCAGCUCUGUCAUCUCUCAAUUCCCAUCAUACCCACAAAGGAGCUUAUAACAAAAACGUGCGCAUCAUUUUUCCUAUUGCACUCAGGUUUACAGAGAUGGUUCAGUUUCAUUAGCUGGUUCCUGUCUCUAGGCGUGGAUACAACAGCGUUUAGCAGCAGACAUGAAAAUAGAAACAAAACAAACGUGGGGGGGUUUGUAGCAACAACACGUGCACAGAUUGUGUCCAGGCUGGGAGAGAGGUUCCUGAAGAUGAAGAUGCAAAACAAUAAGAAGUCCGCCUUAAGUGAGAUCUCAGAGUGAACAUGUCCUAAAGCCUUCAGGUGUUAUUAUUAUGGGUGAUCCAUCACAGCCUUUCCGCACCAUUAAUGCAGACUCGUACCUGGACUGUGAGACAGAUAAAUGACUCUGCAAAGAGGAAACCUGUUCUGUCUCAACCUCCUUCUGUCGUCAGCCCCUUCUGAGAGUUUAUGUUUUAUCUUUCCUGUCGCUGUCGACCACAUCUCCUCCUCCUCCCACUCCCCCUCUUCUACCACAUCCUCUAUCACUCUCUGAAAACAGAGCAGCAGACGCUCGACUAAACUCUUGUCUUUUUCUCUUCCUUGUACAGAUUGUAUCGGCGGUGCAGUACUGCCACCAGAAGCACAUUGUUCACAGAGACCUCAAGGUGAGUUCAGAGGCGACAGAAAAUAAAUAACCCCACAAAGAGGCUCGCUGUCUUUCAACUGUCUCAUCUGACACCUACCCUCCUCCUUCCCCCCGGGCGUUUAAACCUACAGUGUGGAAAUUGUCGACUCAUCUGUGACAGUCUUGUUUAUUCAUUAGACUUGUGUCAUUUAUUAGAUUUAGGUGUCGAAAUGAAGCAAACCAAAACUUUUAAGAUACAGAAAUCCACGUUUUUAAAGACAUGAAUAUCAGUGCUGCUCUGGAGAAUUUCACCUGAUUUUGAUCUAGUUUAACUUUAUACUUUUACAGCUCAAUGUGCAGUUAAAAAAGUGUUUUCUUGUUCUGUUUUUACAACCAAAUACUCUUUUAUUUGUAGCAUUGUAAUGAGUAGAUAAAACUGUAUUUUUAUAUAAAGGCUGUGUCGAAUCAAAGGAAUUCAGUUUUAUUCAUACUGUAACCCACUGGUCAAUAUUCAGUGGACCUCAAGCUUUUUUAAUUUGACAAAGACUAAAGUCUAUCCAGGCCACCUUUUGACCUAUGAAGUCACUUUUAGGACCCUUCCAGCGGGGUCAGGGACACCGAAAUGAUCACACACCAUCCUCAGCAUGUCACCUGUAAUGAAGGAGCGGUCCCGGGUCUCUAUCCUCCCCGAAUGCUUGCCAAAACUGGUUUCAAGGGUGACCUCGUGACCUUUCAAACUAAUGGAGCCACAGCUCUGUAACGGGGUACGGAUUCAAGUGUUCCCGAAAGCUCUCAGCCAGUUGUACCACAUAUAUCAAAUCAGGUCCGUAGAUGGCUGUUUUUCAGAGUGGAAAUGGGGAGGAACACCCAGAGUCUCCAAGAGCCUGUCUCAUGAGGAGGCCAGCGUGGGUCACUUUCUCACCUGUUGUCCUCGGGCCACGAUGGAAAACAAUGACACCGCUGUGCUUUUAAACGGCACGUUUACUCGUUCACAACAUUCCCAGACAGCUCAGUGAAAGUCAAGUGAAAGUAAUGCGUGCACACUUUGUAUCAAACAGAGUUUAAGUACUUUAAAGGCAUGGUUGACGAUCUGAGAAGCAGUUGAAACAAGCUAGUGAGCAGCGUCUGCAGCUGCCUGGACAGCUACCAUGUUGACAUUGUAGAGACUAAUAAGAGUUAUUUAUGUAACAUGUGCCACGAUAAAAGGAGAGAAAAAUUACCUGUUUGACAAAAACUCUGCUGUCUCAGCGUCUGUUUUCAGGCGCAAAUCCUGGCGGAGCUUUUUCCACCGCUCGAAGGGUGACCCGAUGUGUAUUCGAGUCAGAUUCCUCGCCUGGUCAUUUCUUCCUCGUCUCUGCCCUUUCUUCUGUCGGCGUGCGUUUUCUUACCACUUUUGGCGUUGGGACUUUUGCGCCCUUCUCCAUCACAGCUCCAGUAGCUAAGCUGCUGCGCUACUUUUAGCCGCUCAGAGUUCCAAGGUGGGCGGGGAGGGAGAGUGGGAGGGGACGAAUCGGAACUACGGGAGAGGGAUGUGUCGAAUACAGCGAGGCGAUUGGAUGGAGAGGUGGAGCAGGAGAUUGACCAAUAGGAGCUGUCCAGGGCGGAUGGCUCCCAUUGGUCAAUGUUUUUGCAGCCCUGCACCUGCUAGAGUGAACAGAUUUUUUCCCUUAUUUUUUCUCUUCACUUUGUGGAGAUCACACUAUAGGACCAUGAUCACCAUAUAAGCGAGGUUCAUUAUAAUUACCAAUAUCUUCAAUCGUCAACCAUACCACAAACCUGCUGAUCCAACACUUGAAAGCUUGAUGCUAACCUCACAUGAGGAGCAGUGCUGCAUUUAUUUGAGUCAUUAAUCCCAAAGUCAAGCUGAUCCAUUAAAUUCAUUCAUGUGAUUCCCAUUAAAGAUACGACGUUGUAAAUUUGGAAUAAUGCAACUUUUAACGUGAUUAAAAAGCGAGUUCAGGAUUUGACAGCCGAUGUUAGGGCGAAUUAAAAGUCAAGUUUCUGUGUUGAGUAGUUGAAACACAGUGAAGUGAAUUAAAAGGGGGAAAAAACAUGAAAUGUCAUCUUUAAACUGUUUCCCACUUUUUUAUGACCUUCCGUCGCUCUCAUCAUCAGCGCUAUGAUCACUUAAAAUUAGCAAAACGCCUUCACCUUUAAAGGCUGAUUACCUCUGACUCACUCUGAACAGAAAAGGUCACGGAGGAUGAAGCUGACGUCAGCGUUACGUAAUCUGUGACUAUCAUCCCAUAUUUCCUCUGACGGCAUGUGUGAUGCACAUAUGCUGCUAACGAGGUGCUACCUGCCCUCUCCUCGUCUUUGUCUUCACCUGCACCGUCAGCAGCGAGAGGGGGGAUGUUAACGAGAAGGUGGCUCACAUGUUCUUCACCACAUCACCUGUUGUCAUGGAAAGAGAUCCUCCGUCAUGUCGCCGCUGAGUGUGAAUAUUAAUGCUUUUGUCACGCUGCGAGGAGGAUCUCGUGUGUCUGCUCUGAACAUCGAAACUGUUUCAUGAAUGAUGCAGAGAGAGAGGGAGACGUUAGAGACGUGUGUCCCGCCUUCUUCAUGUGUGAAGAAGAGGGGUGUCCUCGCUGCUGCAGGUGUGACGGCGGUUAAAACUGAACCACAGUACUUAAACGAACUCCUGUUUCUACGUUCUAACAUGCCACAGUGACAUCUUUCCACCCUCAGUGCAGCUAAAAGCCUCUCAGGGCGGACUCCGAGUCCUUCUGCUUGAUUUCAGAUUUUCUUUGCUCUCUUUCCUUCAGCUCCCCAAUUAGUGUUCUCGCCCACAGCCGGCCCGACUGCGAGCGCUGAGCAGAUGUUUGAGCCGAAGCCCUAACGCCUCCGUUCGAAACCCUUUUCAUUCACAAAGGAGAUGUUAACUGUUUUUAUUGCAUCACACUGUACACACCAGAUCCGCUCAUGAUGAUGAUGAUGAUGCGGACACGGCUCAUUAGAGCAGAAAUGACUAACACAUGAGUAAUUCAAUAGAAAUGAUAGCGGCGAUUGAAUCAGCUGUCAAACACAGUUUUAACGAGGAGGUUUCGCUUCUCGGUUUUAUUUUGUUUAGUUGUGAUUUUGUUUAUUCUGGUGAUUUGAGUCAGGGUGUCAAUUCUGGAUAGCAAACUCGUUUCAUUUUCAUUUUAUUAUUUUUUUUCAUACGUGCGUGCAACACCAAAAUUAAAUUAAAAACAAACAUAACCAGUGAGAAUAUUCAAAACAACAAUAACAACAAUCAAAGCAAAAGGAAAAAAAUAUAUAAAAAAAAUUAUAUAUAUAUCUUUUAAAACUAUUAAUAAUGCAAACCCAACAUGUCAGAAAAAGAGUAGGAUGAGGUAUUAUGCUUUUUUUAAACCUACACCUUCUUCUUUACUCAAUAAUGACAGUCACUCCAGCAAAAUUAAAUUAUGUUAACAAAAUAUUAUAUUCAUUUAGAGGAAAAAAUGCUUGAAAUUGGUGGUUAAUGGUUAAUAAGGAAAGAAAAUGUAGGAGUUAGGGCUGGGCGAUAUGGCCUCAAAUCAAUAUCAUGAUAUAUUAAGCAGUUCACCUUGAUAACGAUUAACGACGAUAACUACUCCACAAGCUGCUCACCCCCUCCCACAUUAACUUCGUCUACUUCAGCAGCUACAACUUUUGAACCGUCCUCCAUCUCCUCACCUGUCUUUACCUCUUAAAGGGAUAUGACACCAUAGCCUACCUACACACAUCCAAAACCAAUAUUUAUUUAUUCAUUUUUUUGACACUGAAUAUAUUAACAUGGGUAAAAUGACGUUGGUUAUUGACGUAAAUUUCAGUAUUGGUAAAUUUUUGAUUUAUCGCCCAGCCCUAAUGCAGAGUUUGUUCUAGCAAAGAGGGAUUUAAAAUAUGUGGAAAGUUUAACAGGCUCAUCUUGCUGCAUUCAAGAUUUCUCUGUCUUACAAAAAUUGGAAAAUCACAUAAACCGAUUUUCGCUCUUAAUUAGAUUUUCUAUCAUGCAUUUAAUUUGUAUAUUUAAUUUGUACAUAAAUUUACAUAAUUUUUGGUAUUGGUAAACUUUUGGUUUAUCGCCCAGCCCUAGGAGGAGUUGAGUGAGACAUCUACCAAAUUGCAGAAAACUGAUUUUUCUGCAUUUUAUCUUCAGGGAGAAAAAAAACUCACUAGAUCAGUCGUACUGUGUGUAAUAAAGAGGAGGGUAACCUUUGACCUUUAUCCGUCUGCACCCUAGGCUGAGAACCUGCUCCUCGACGCCGACAUGAACAUCAAGAUCGCCGACUUCGGCUUCAGUAACGAGUUCACUCUGGGGAACAAGCUGGACACGUUCUGCGGGUCUCCUCCGUACGCAGCGCCGGAGCUUUUCCAGGGGAAGAAGUACGACGGGCCGGAGGUGGACGUGUGGAGUCUGGGGGUCAUCCUGUACACGCUGGUCAGCGGCUCGCUGCCUUUUGACGGACAGAACCUCAAGGUAGGAAAUACCUUCAUUUUCUCCCAGCUGCCUAUUUGUUACCCUCAGUUACCUAACCUGAUGUGUAAAUGUAGGUAAGAGGGUCUCAGAUCUCAAAAAAGUGCAGCCCUGAAACCACAACUCUAAACCACUCAUCCUUUGUGUCAUCACUCUUUAGUCACCUUUCACACCUACAGUCACACUCAUACUCAUGCAGCCUCUCAUUUCGUCAGCCAAACUUAAAUUUAUUGUCAUUCAGCCCGUUUUGAAGUGUUUUGCUAACUUCCUGGUUGUCGCCCCCCUCUCUGCAGGAGCUGCGGGAGCGCGUGCUCAGAGGGAAGUACCGCAUCCCCUUCUACAUGUCCACAGACUGCGAGAACCUCCUCAAGCGCUUCCUGGUGCUCAACCCGGCCAAGCGGGGUACUCUCGAGGUGAGGGAGGACGCAGAAAACGUAAAUAUACUUUUCAGUUUUUCGCCCCCUAUCCCACAGCACGUCUGCACCGUCGGAGAAUGUCGUCUCUCCUCCACCUCUCCAACAAACCCCCUUCACCUCCUCUCGGCUCCUGCAUCUCCCCCUCCUGCACCAUCUUCUCCGACACCCACGGUGUCCUCUUUUUCUGUGUGCGCCGGCCCACACUCCUCCUCCUUUUUGAUGUCGUAACCAUGAAUAAUGCAUCAUCAGCCCUCUGUUUGUACCAAAAACGGUCUUUGUUGCGUCUCUGCGCUCAUGUAUGAGUAAAGGGUACAUCACAAGGUUCGGGGAGGGCACAGAAAACAUCUUAGUCUAGUUAAGUCAUUAUUAAUACAAAAGAACGGACCGGGCCUGUUCGUUCAGGUGGUUAUAUCCUCCUUUUACAUUGGUUUCUUCAUGUCUGAGACCAGCGGUGAAAUUUAGAUGAAAUUAGAAGAUAUGAGGACAAAUCGGAAAGUUGUAAUCAAGAUUUUUUUUCAGUUUAAACUUAAAUGUUUGCUAAACUUUUGAUAUAAUUCAAAGCUGCAAAAAAGAAAAUUUUAACUUUAAUCUACUGAUUAAAACAAGUACAUUUGUCAUAGGGCUGGGCAAUAAACCAGAGAUUUAUUGAUACUCAAAUUUAUUAUCAAUUAUCAUUUUACCCAUAUCAGUAUAUUUGGUGUCAAAUAAAUAAAUGAAAGCUGAGUUGAGAUGUGACUCCACCCCAUCCAGUCUGUAACAAAGAGGGAAAGACAGGUGAGGAGAUGGAGGACGGUUCAAAAGUUGUAGCGGCUGAAGUAGACGAAGUUAAUGUGGGAGGGGCUGAGCAGCUUGUGGAGUAGUUAUCGUCCAUUUAUCGUUAUUGAGUUGAACUGAUCAAUAUAUUGUGAUAUUGAUUUGAGGCCAUAUCGCCCAGCCCUAAUCUGUCAGUCAAGUAACACAGAGAAGCUCAAAUAUUUCGAUUAGAAGGCAGUUCAAAGUUUGAUUAACCUACAUGGAUUAUCUUAUUGACAAAAAUCAACAAAUAUAAGACAAAAGAAAAGAAACUGAUGUUUAAAGCUCCAGUCAGGAGUUUUUUAAAGGUCAUGAAGCAGACUCAAAUCAACAGUGAUGCACCCCAAAGAUGUAGAAACAGUGAAUAUGUUGAGUGAUGAAUUUCACUAGUGGUACAUAUUGCUUGGUUAGUAACCUCAGGUGGUGCUCUACUUUCCCCUGUGGCAUUGUGGGAUACAGUGAGUCCACUAUAUAGAGUGAACCAUAUAGCGGGCAGAGUUUCGGACACAGCUGUUCUGUCUCCAAGUCCCUCAGGAUGAGUGGAAGGAGCAGUCGGGCUCUAAACCGAUCGUGCGUUGAAUAGCAAGUCAUCAAUAAUCAAAGUCUUGUGUAAUUUCUGAAGUUUUGACUCAUUAUUUAAUCGAAACUGCCAAACCCAUAUUUAAAUCCGCCCAAUCAUGGAGCUAUUUAGACGCCUCUCUUCCCUGGGAGCAUCUGCUGGGAUUAAAAUAGUCGUGUUUGAUGCGAGAGGCAGAGGACAGGGCGAAUUGUUCCACAGAUCAAUCGGAGCGAUGAUCACAUUGUCAGAAAAAAGGUGUUAAUGAUCGUCUCGUAGAUGUUAUCGUGCAGCCCUACCUGACUCCCAGCAGAGUGUCAUUAACAUAUAAAACAUUAUUUCCUUUUUUAAGGGGUAUUUUUGGCUCUUGAGUCUUAAACUGGAUCGGGAUUGAAGGCAGACUUGUGAAUUUUAAAUUAAGCGUUUAAUCAAAGCGAUAUUCUGUCAUCUGUGAUAAGAAACGGCUCCACCUCGCAACAACAGUCAGGCUGAAUCUCGGUGAAUAAACUAAAGGCUGCUGGGUCACGUAGGUUUGCCCUGGACACCUCAUGAUUGGCCUACAUGUUCUCUGCGGUUACAUCAGAGCACGAUCAGUGAUAAUUAGUUUGGUUCGGUCUUGAUUUAAACCCCAGAGAGGAAUUGAUCAGCUGCAAAUUGAAAAUAAAGGUCUGACCGCUAUAAUGUGAAAGGGCAGGAUGAUAAUCUAGGUCUAUUGAUAAAACCGCAUUCAGCGUGUGGAUUGAACCUGUGAGCUUUAAACGAGUCACUUCACAGACAUAAAGCAGAAGAAAUACGACAAUAGACGUUCCCGUUUAAUCCCAGGGUUCAAAGUGUUUUAAGUGAUUUAAGCGUGUCCUUUAAAUGUCCGUUUAACGUCUGAUUUACAGCUCUGCAUUAAGGGUUUACAACACACAGCUGAAGCUGAAGCACAGAGCCUCAUGGCUUCAUAAAUUCAACUCUGUGUCAAAGUUACAGCGGCUAAAGAGAGGGAGCCUCAGACAUACUGGAAAUAUUACGCCCUAUUUUAGUAACACAGAGUAAACCUGUUAUAAACCAUACUAGUUAUUGUUUUUAUCUUGAAUAUCUGAAUACACAGUGAUUUAGUGUUAAAAAGCUGCAGUUCCUUGGGUGUCCACUUUAGGCGGCCUCGAAAAGCAGAGGACUAAAGCUUCAGUUUAGCGCCCCCUGUGGAGAUAGGGGUCUUUGCGUGUCGUGAUCUCCACAUGCUGAAGCGGUGUCUGACGAAAUCUCAUCCUGCUGACUUUGGACUAUCAAAUGUGUAAAUCAUUGAUAAUCGAUAAAAGAACAGGUCUGUCCCUUUAGCUGCUCUUUUGAUGCCUACCCCGUCGCACCAGGCUAAUGGGGCGUUUACACCAAGCGCAAGUAAAAUCAUCUACUCGCUUAAUUCACGCGAAUCCAGACACUUAUUGUGUCUGGACGCGAAUUUGCGUGUCAACGGUAAUUUCAACAGUAAUUCCUGCCAAUUCAACCGGCGGGAUCGAGUGAUAGACAAAGGUUUUUUUUACAAUUUACCAGAUAAUCCGACCUUCUCACUCACUUGCGAGCUCCUUUUUAUUCUGUCUCGAGAAUUGAAAGAAAAGGUAUCAUCUAAUUCGGGGCACCCACACACCAACACAAUCAGUUUGUCCUCCAUUUUAGAUACCAGUGAACAACCGUCCGUUUUCAUACGUCACCUGGCAACCUUCGUGCUGAUCAGUUAUCCCGAUGCGAAUAUCCAUUUUCGAUAUUUUCACUUCCCGUCCAGUUUGCGUCACGCUCCCAGAGUAGUAGGAGCAUCUUAUCGCGUCUUUGCAUUGACUCAACAUGUAAUUCAUUCGCGCGAAUGAUUUUACUCACUCUUGGUGUGUGCUAAGCAUUCAUAGUUAGAGUAUAAAAAUUAACAAUCUUGUCAGUGAUGGUCUUGUUUGAGUUUGUUUCAGGCUGUUUCAUCAACAUCAAAAAACUCCCCACUGGAGCUUUAACUCUCGUAUUAUCAUCACAGCAAAAUAAGAUGUCUUUACAGCGGGGUACAAACAACAGUUUCAGACUCAAGAGCUCCCUCCUACUACGUCUUCACAGGUUACUUGAUUAGCCAACACUCAAAAUGAGCAUUUCCAAUAUGGCAUUUCCACCAUCUUUGGUCUCAGAUUGCCUCUUACAAACCGAUGCGUGACGUCCAAAAUUAUAAUAAAGCACCAAAUGGCAGCUCUACACGCUGUUAGAGGUUUGGUGGUCCUGGCAUAAGGGGACCAGGACUAUUAAUCAGCUAUACUGUGGUUUUCCAAAAAAUCCAUAACAGGCCAAUCGAACAAGAUCGUAGUUUUAAAAUCUAAUAUCCACCAUUCAUAUCGUCUCUCUCUCUUUCUAAUUUUGCAGCAAAUUAUGAAGGAUCGGUGGAUCAACGCAGGAUUCGAGGAGGACGAGCUCAAGCCUUACACUGAACCCGAGCUGGACAUCACGGACCAGAAGAGAAUAGGUAAGCAGACGAACGCUCUGAGUGGUGCUGAUGUGGCUGGAAAAAUCCCAUUUCUGCUUUUUUUUUCUUCUUCUUUCCUUCGGGGGGAAAGUUUGCUUGAUCAUUUAAGUUUUUCUCAACUUUUAUGACCACGGGGCCUGUGAGACCCUGUUGUGUAAUCAGAAAAGUGCACCGGAGUAACAGAAAUUUCCUCUCUGUUUAUUGCUGUGAAAACUCAAAUCUGCUGGGUUUUUUUUAUAUAUCUCUAUGGUUUUGUCUGAUGUUGGGGAAAUUAAAUGUUAGAGGGGUUACGGCUCCACCGCGCAGAAAGAAAAAAAGUCUCAUUAUUUCGGCGCUGAAAAGCUUAAAGAGGAGAAGAUGAAACGUGAUGAUGAAUAAGUAAACAGGAGAAGUGCUGGUGCAUGCAGAGAGAGAAUGAGAGAGCGAAGACAGAGAGGGAGGAGAAGCCUCCCCGCCGUGCCCUGGAUGAAAGCUGCGAACAGAGGAGGGAGGGGGGCCGGCUCUUACAUAACAGCAGCUGAGGUUGGCACAUGUGCCGGUGCAAACUCCCAGUCACCCAGUCAGAGCGGAGAAACAGAAAGCUGAGGGAUGUUCUUAAGCUCAGCGAGGAAUCCCCCAUUCUUAAAUAAUGCAGAUCAAACUUUGACUGAAGCUUCCCCCGAAUAUUAAAAAACACACCAGGGUUUAAGAAGUGAGGGGGUCUCACCUCCGACUGUCACGACUUUAGGAGGUUCAUAUACGCCGAUGCAGUAAAUCUAAAGAGGGGGAAUUUAAAGUGUUUUAUUUUGGAGUUGGAGCCGUUAAUUGUUGAGGUGCAGUCGGUGGUAGGUGUGAUAACUGCAAAGGUGAAAAUAGAGAGGAGAUAUCCAAAGAGAUGGAGAAUACAGCGGCUGAGUCAGAGUCGGCAGAGAACAGGGAAAUCCCAAUAUUGAAAAGGUUGUAAACACAGGAAAUACAGUACUGCCCGGAGAGGCGGUCACAGGACUUUGGGUCUUUAUUGUUUUGACAGGUAACACAUCAGAGAUUGAACGUCGAAAAGGUGUUCCCAGAAAAAUAAUGAAAUAACGUACGAAAAAAGACAAAAGAUGAUAAAGAUACGGAAGACAAAUAUGAUAAUAGGAAGUAGAAAAUAAUGAUGAUUGUAACAAUGAAAACAUUGAUAAGAAGAUUACAUUAAUAACAAUUAUAAUAAUAAUGGUAACAAUAAAAAAUAAUUAAAACAAUAAAAAUAAUGAUAAAAUACUAAACGUAAUAAUGAUGAUGACAAUUGCAACUAAGAACAAAAAACAUUCAUUAAAAAAUUCAUUAAAAAUAAAAAAUAUAUAAAUAAUAAAUGAUAAUGCUGACAGUGAUAGUAAUAACAAUUACAUUAUAAUAAUUUUGAAAAUAAGUAUAAUUGCAAAAAAAUCAUAAAAAUAUAUUUAUAAUAUACUUAUCUAUUUUAUGACUUUUAAUUAUUGUUAUUGAUGUUUAUUACUAUAAUAAUAAUAAAGAUACCAUAAUAUUUUAAUAAUAACUAUUAUAAUUAUUAUUAUUAUUAUUAUUAUCAUUAUCUAAACAUUUUUUUUAAUUAUUGUUCCUGUCAUGAUGACUGUUAUUAUGAUUUUUUGAAAUGAAGAUUUUUUUUUUAUAUUUAAUGUAUUUUUAUUAUUUGAUAUGUAGUUAAAAGUUUAAAACUGCUUUAUAGUUACUAAAAUAAAUCAAACAUCACUCAAAAUCGAUUUAUUCCAAGGUUUGCGCUUAAGAGAAUAUAAAAACAGAACAAAGUUGAUAAUUAUUGAAAUAGAAAAUGAAUAACAACACAAAUGCAAACAAAGAGGUCCAUAUAUUUCAUACUGUUUAUUGUGAAAUCCAUAAUUAUAAAAAAAACCAGGUGUGACAAAAAUCAACAAUAACAGAAAUGAAUUUUAAGAAGAGACUAAAAAGAGGACUCUAAGUUAGUCUGACUGACAUCCUCAGUUGGAACUAUGAGUCAGGAAGACCUCAGACAGUGGUCAAGCUUGUAAGUGGUAUUAAGGCUUUAAAAAGGAGCAGUAAAACCUCCAAAUCUUAAAAGUCACAGGUAGCCUGAGAGGGAAAGCGAGGACUGGUGUCACACGGUUUCCUCUCUGGCUGUGUUAAAAGCCUGGGAGCAGCGUUCGAAUUAAUUGCAGUGGUUGGAUGUUGUGUUUGCUGAUGCUGGAAAAAAAAGUGUCUCCCAUUAGUCUGGUUUAGGAGCAGGACUACAGGAACCUCCUCUGCAGGAAAACCCAUCUCUGAGGCAGCAGGAGGGCGUCAGCUGUCAGAUACAGCGAGGGUAUAGUGAGGGUAAACCAAAAGAAGCUGCAGUGAAGAUUUAUAUAACAUAAAUUUAUAUCUUCUCUGAACCGAUAGAAGAAGAAAGUCAUUUCCCUCAUUUUCAAUCUAAAAGAGGCUUAAAAACAUGCAUACUGUUUCUCCCUGUUGGAUUAUUACUAAACCUUAUCACAAUGGGAUCACGGCGCUCUGUUAUUAUUUGCUUUAAAGAAGAGCAAGUCCGUGUCUCACGCUGGAGGACAGAGCACGUUGUGAGGCGGGAAAUAAGCGAGGCGGAGUGUGGAGAGGGGGGAGCAGGAGGGUGAACGUGAGGGAGGAGGAGGAGGGACGGACGGGAGAUGGUUAUCGCGGAUUCUGCCUGGUAACAGGGGGAUCAGCUGCUUUUUCACCCUCUGAGACACGAGCAGGUGUAGAGGUCUUAAAAUCAUAACCCAAUAGAGUCCUUUUUUGUGUUUGUUUGCUUGAAUUUGGAAGUUUUGGAUUAAUAUUAUGGGUUUUUCUAUCCUGACAGAAUAACAAAUGUGCCCAACUCCACAAAUCUGUUUAUUUUAUUGAGUUUUUGAUGUUUAUUAAUCAUCUAAAAGCAGGUUUUUGCAGCACCUUUCUGAGGUAUUCCCCUGCAUUGUUCAUAUUUUGACAUAUUCUGUUCAAACAUGUGAAACAAUAAGACCCGCUUUGUCUCAGUCUUAUCUCUGAAGAUGUAAUCUGCGUUCAUUAGUAAUGUUCUCCAACAUCUAUUAAAGAUUAAUGUGCUGCGUAGUGUCGGGAUGAAGGAUAAAAGCCUUCACAUAAUGCACGCUGUGGAGAUCGCACACACACACACACACACACACACACUCAGAUAAAUGUUUAAAGCACACCAGGCUGCAGCAGGAUACACCUCCCUGCUUCCCCGGCAUGCUGCUGCAAACGUGAGCCGGUAGACGGGGGAGGCCGCGCGUCACAAACCUGUGUGUGUGCGCGUGUCCUAUCGCACACACUCCUCCGGUCUUUCCUCGAUCAAUCAGAAGCAGAGAGAUUCUGAUUGGAGAGCGGAGAGGGGUGAUUACCUGCUCUGCUCAUGAUUCAUUUUCUCACGUAAACACCCUUGUGCUGAAAUCACUGAAAGAAAAAACGGCGGAGCGAGGAUUUCCACAUGCAAAAUUAAUCAGCAGCCAUAUGGUGGGAUCUGGAUUCUCUACAGAUUCGAUGUCUCUCUCUUUUCUCACUCAAAAUAUCUCAACAGCAAACACAGACUGUGAUAUAAAAGCUGUUUUUGAAAAUAGAUUAUUUUCCUUUUAAUUGUUAAAUGACGUGGCAGAGAAAUGUACACGUGUAGGAGUAAUCCACUCGACAGGAGGAGGCCUUCAUGCACAUAUUUAGUACGAACAUGUGCAGCAGUCACUUUAAAGAAAACAGAAAAGAGUCAAGGUCCGAGUCUGACUCCAGUCCUUAAUCCUCGACUCCAGACUCGUGUUUGUAAAGCCGUUAUUUCCUUCCAGGUCUUUCUAUAACCGUGUUUACAUGUUUGCAAAAUUUCUUGAUCCGAUUACAAAUUUGAGGGAUCAGAAAAUCUGAAUCCACCGUUUAUACGAGCGCAAAAUCAAAUAAUCCGAUACAUGCAACCGCAUGUGGAUAUAAACAUUGAGCAGAGUCCAGGUGGAGACGACUGACUGAGGGUGUCAGAGUCUCUGAGGGAGGAGUCUGAUGACCACCGGACAGGAAAGGUUUCCUGUGGCGUGACCUUAAUGAGCUUCACUGUGUGUCAUUUUGCGCAGAUGUGAUGGUCGGGAUGGGCUACAACCUGGAGGACAUCCAGGAGUCUCUGGCCAAGAUGAAGUACGACGAGAUCACAGCCACUUACCUGCUGCUGGGCAGGAAAGCCUCCGAGGUACGAAUACGAGUUUGUUUGUUUUUAAUCAUCAGAGUGUUUUAGAGAUCUUAAACUGAACUUUACCUGCAGGUCAGCAAAGACGGGAGAGAGAGGAAUCAAGAGUGGAUGAUUUUUCAGAAGUUUAACUCUUUUGUGACCAGACAUGGUGGUGAAACUUAAACUCAAACUACUAAACCACCUUAAUUAGAAGUCCAUGAAAAGAGUUUAUUUCGUCUGCUUUGCUCUGUUGUUGUUGGAGCCUCUGUUUGUUUAGAUCAGCUCUUCUUCUGGAUAGUGAGAGAUUUCAGGACAGGAUUGAAUUUAGAGAAAGGAGGAAACUAACCCUGAAAUCAAGCAAAAGUCUAAACUGAGUAAAAAUACAGCAGAGAAAACAAAAACUUUUGGUAUUAAAAUAAACUUAUCUACUUUAUAGAGUAUGACAGAUCUUAAGAAGUCCUCUGUUCUUAAAGAUGAUGCAUUAAUCUCUCUGUAUCACUCUGAGCUUGAAUUUGGAUAACUCACUGUGUGUGUGUUUUGUCUUCUUAGCUGGAGCCCAGCGAGUCGGCCUCCAGCAGCAACCUGUCUCUGGCCAAACCCAGACCCAACAGCGAGCUCAACGGCCAGUCGCCCUCCCACCUCAAAGUCCAGAGGAGCGUCUCCUCCAACCACAAACAGAGGCGCUACAGCGAACAAGGUGAGGAGCGAGGAUGAAAAAAACUGUCACACUUUAAAUCUGUGUUUGUUAAACUGAGCUCUUCCCUCUGAAUGAAGGUUGGAGGUUAAAGCAGUUGAAUGAAAUCAGUCACAUGACGGAGGCACUUUAAGCGUUCGUGUAUUUGCACAGCUCAGUGCCGUCCUCGGUGAUAUAAUGCUUUGUCAAUAACCUCCGUCUGUUCUGUUUCCUCUCUGCUGGAUCUGCAGCCUGAAUGGUUUCACUGAGACCCUUUUAACCGGCCUUUUACACACACACACUGCUCAGCAGGCUUUAAAGGAUCUCAGGCACAUUAUUAUCCAUGUGCAAUAAAUACAAAAUAAUGUCUAACUGAAUAUGAUAAAUUAUGAGGUUGUUUGGUUAUGAAAAGGGUCUUUAAAUUAAGAAAUAGGAUUUAUUCGCUCCAGUCACCAAAAACAGUCAGUCCUCUCUGAAAACCAACAGUUUACUCCGAUUUGACAGCUUAAACAUGGGACUUUUUGGCGUUUCUGCAUCGCUGCUGAUCCAAAUUGAUGUUGACUGAUUUUCUGCUGACUGAUUAAGGAAUAAAAAAGCAGCCCAAGCCACAAAAUAUGUCCUCCAACUCAUUAUUUUAGGAUAUAAAAAAGAGGAGCGUUUAUUAUAAGCUAAAGCCCCCUUCCGUCUGUGAUGCUUCUUUUAUUCUCACACGAUUAAAUCCCUUUUUCAGUCUGAGUGGGUGUCAUAGGUUGUUCCAUAUGAAGGUUAAAACAAUGAAUAAAAAUAAAAAGUUUUUUUUUUUAGCCAAAGGUACAAAUCCCGUCCUCUGAGUCAUCCGUCAAACAUCUCCGUCUCUGUUUUUUUUCCCUCUCUGCAGUCGGGCAGAACGUCCCUCCAGGGAUGGCUCAUCCAAAGAGGAGUCAGACCACCACAGCGGAGAACAACGCGAAGGAGGAGAGCGGAGUCCAGCUCCGCAAACCCAGCACCCCGGGCAGCCGCGGGGCGCCGCCCUCCAGCCCUCUGCUGGGCAACGCCAACAACCCCAACAAGGCUGACAUCCCUGACCGCAGGAAAGGAGCCACCACCGGCCCCAGCGUGAGUUCAUUUAUCAAUGUCAAGAACAAAACCAAAAGGAGUUAAAAGGAGGAGCAGACUUUGGAUAAAAUCCAGUUUGACACAAUUAACUCAUUCAGUGCCAGGUUUAUUUAUGCAGUUUUUACCCAGUGCCACUAUUGACCGCAAUAGAAAUUUCUGUAUCUUUCAGGACCCACAGAAUAUCUUGUGCUUGGACUACAAUUAAAUGCAGUAUCUCAAAAGAAAGGGGUGAUUCUCUUCUUUCACCAGAAAAAAAAGUUAGUCUCUAACCCACUCCUGUGUUUCGUUAUUUCCUGCUUAAUGCAGCGUGGUCAUAUCAUCUUUGCCGAUCUGGCGGAGAGACUUUCAAGCUGAACUCUGAUCGUCUAUUUUAUUUCACUUCAAACUACUUUAACGGUGGCAUCAAGGUCCUCCCUCCUUAGACACCACUCACUCCUCAUCUGAUUAUGAUUGGUCACUUCACGGUUUGGGAGGAGUAUUGGCUCUCGAGAACCUAACGCUGAGACGGAAACAAGUCGGGACUAUCGCUGAAUUCUGGCUCAGUCUCGUUCACCAGUAACGGCACCGGCGGCAUAAUGACAUGCCGGAAAAUUGUACCGGGAUCUCCACUAGGGAGCCGAUGCGCUGAGACUGUUUGCUCUUGGCUAAUGACUUUUCCUACUCUCCUCGUAGAGAAGAAACACUCCACAACUCGGCUAAUUGGCACAUUUGAUGACACACUUCUCACUGGCGAGAACUUGUUUUGUUAUUGUAACACAAUUCUGCCGUAUUUGUCGGCUUUUGUGCGUUCAGAGCGACCCCAAACUUAGUCGCAUGUUGGGGAGGAGCGCACUCUGGCAGGAAACAGUAAAACUGAAAAAUCUGUCCAAAUCUGUCAAUGGCACUGAAUGAGUUAAAAUAAAAGGAAAAUCAGAAAAAAAUGAUUUCAUGUACAGAAAACAUGCAUUUUUUUUUAAUCUGCAUAAAUCGGUCUAAUGUUUUCUUCUGUUUUCCUGCAGAAUAACACCGCAUCGGCAGGAAUGACCAGGAGGAACACGUACGUCUGCAGUGACAGAAACAACACAGACCGCCUCUCCGUCAUUCCUAACGGGAAGGAGAACAGGUGAGAGGAGCUGUCUGUCUGUCUGUCUGUCUGUCUGUCUGCUGCUUUAAUUUCAGUUUUAUCCCUGUCAUCAGUCGAGUAAACAGCACACAUAAAUCAAUCUUAAGAAGUAUACUUUUUUUUUCCCCUUCUUGGUUUUUAAUGAGAUUAUUGAGCCUGCACAUUCUUGUGGGACCUGUUACUGAAGCCAGUAUGUUGAUUCAGUUUGUUCUCCAUCACCAGCCGUUGCUCCCCCCCUUUUUGCCAGUUUUGUGGUCGUAACGCUGCUUUGGAGGUUUUCUCCCCCGACAAGAAUGCAAAAAUCCUUAUUAUGAACACAAAUGUGGUCGAAACUCAUGACUUAUAAAUAUGGAUAUUGGACGGAGAAAUGCAGAAAUAAUUGUAAGCCUUCUAAACUCCCACUGGCUGAGUUCUGAUAGCAGCUUUUCACCAUAAAAGGUCUGAUUUUUUCGCUCACUUGUACUCAAACCCAGACAGGAUCCUUUUUUUCUUGUCCCCACAUUUUCUUUCUUCUGUUCCCUCUUUUGUUUUUUCUUUUUCAGUCCUGUAUUUACUUUUUCUAAUUGUCUUAUUUUCAUUUCUGCCUGUGUGUGUUUGUGGUUUCUCGGGGUUUUUUUGUUUUUUGUUUCCUUCAUCGUGGCAUGACCAGCAUGACUGAGAUGGCUUGUGCCACUAGCCCCUCUUCUGCCUUUGCGGCCGCCGCGUUCGGUGCCUCGUCCAGUUCAGUGCGGCAGAGGUAUCAAACCGUCGGCCCCUUGUACGUUUGCCAGGCAGGCUGGGCCACGCUGCCCCACUCCUACUACGCUCUGGACUACUGCUCGCCCAAGUAAGACGGCAGGGCCUCCAAACCCCCCUGUCUGUCUCCUCUCAUGUGUCAGCCCCUGUUUGGCCCCCCUCGCUAACCUGCACAUCCAGCCAGCUUCACACUCUGUAACCCCACGACUAAACCAUGGACACCAUUUCCUGCAGAAGGACAGCGUGCGUCCAGCGUUUUUCUUAUCAGUGUCUGAAAUACUUUUUUUCUUCAUCUUAAUUAGGGAGCCAACUUUUCCUAACCUCAUUACUCUUGUACACAAACAAUGAUGUAUGACUUUUAGUCGUUCGUACUGCUGUAGAAAAGUGCUGAAGCAAAGAAACACCACAUGACCUUUGAAUCUUACAGAGCCCAGGAGGUGACAUGAACUUUUAUUUUUCUUAAUUCGCCGGUGCGAUUUAGCAUCUUGAACGUGCGAUAAAGUAUCUCGCACUUAAAUUUUGUUGUAUCGCACAGGCAAUUAAGUAUCUCGCACUAACCUUUUAUUUUAUCGCUGGUGCGUUUUAGUAUCUCACACUUUCGUUUGAUUAUAUUGCCGGUGCGUUUUAGUAUCUCGCACUUAAGUUUUAUGGUAUCGCACAGGCAUUUUAGCAUCUCAAACAUGCCUUACUAUUAUAUCGUGGUGCGUUUUAGUAUACCACACUUAAGUUUUAUUGUAUUGAACAUGCAAUAAAGUAUCUUGCACUUGGGUCUCAGUGUAUCCCACGUGCAUUUUAGUACCUUGCACUUGCGUUGUAUUAUAUUGAACAUGCAUUUUAGCAUCUCGUACUUAAGUUUAAUUAUAUUGCACAUGCAUUUUAGCAUCUCGAACGUGCCUUUUUAUUAUAUCGCUGGUGCGUUUUAAUAUCUUGCACUUUAGUUUUAUUAUAUCUCUCAUGCAAUUAAGUAUCUCGCAUUUGCAUUUUAUGAUAUUGCACAUGCAUUUUAGCAUCUCGAACGUGCCUUUUAUUAUAUCACUGGUGCAUUUUAGAAUUCGGCACUUGCGUUUUAUUAUAUCGCACAUGCAUUUUAGUGUCUUCUUGUCUAGACUUUCCUAGUCUCAAUCAGCUUUACAUGAGGAGCUGGUCUGGUCCGUCCUCUAACAUCAUGAUGGGAUGAAAUAGUCUCAUCUAGGAGGAUCAGACCCACCAUCACGAGUGUGCAGCAUUUAUCAAGUUACAGUGAGGAGGAAAAACUUCCUUCAACAGGCAGAAACCUCGAGCAGAACCAGACUCGGGUUAGACAGCCAUCUGCUGAGUCUGUGUUUAAGCGGUAUUACGACAUUUUAACCAGCCACAGUCGUCUGUGUUUGUUUACAUUAAGGUAGUAGAGCUUUACGGCGCUCUGUUACGGCACACAUGAUCCUAGUUUACAGACCUUCAACAGGAGCUACAGUAAAAAUCUAAAUCUUGUAUGAGAGAAAUCUGUAUGUGUGAGGCUCAGAUAACAAAUAAGUGAUUUUAAUUGCCUUCUUAGUAAAGUGAGUUUGUAGUGAAAUAAACGCAGGAAGUGGUGUCACCAUCAGCUGCAGCUUUCUGCUUCAUACGACUUUCCAGAGCAGAUUUUUGCAGCCAAACAAAAACAUAACAAGUGAUCAACUUAAGUCAGAUUUCACCUGCACAAACCAGGUCUCGCCGAUUUCAGACACUGAUAAAACUGGAGGCACAAGCAGAGAAAAAUAUGACCCCUCACGCUGAAGCUCAUGCCGCCUUCCUCGCUUUAACCGCCGAGGCUUGAACUCAGCGUGAUCAUAUUUUUCCGUGUUUGCAUCAUCCUGCUGCCCGAGCGUAGACCGGAGGAGCGCUUGUCUCCGCUGCAGAUCUUUAGCUGUAACAAAAAAACUCUCGCAGCUCUGCUCCUGAUCUCUCCUCCUCCAUCCUCUGCUGUGAACUCUGACCCCUGAUCUCCUCCGUCUGGAUCCUACCUCAUAUGUUGGUGUCCGACACGAUGGCCGAGCUCCCCCCUGCUGCUCCACCACUCAGACCAUCGCUGUUUUUUUGUUUAGACUCUAACCGAACAGAGACACAAAACUCACUACUGCUGCUGCUGUGCGUGUUAGGAGGCUUGAUGUUCAGGGUUUGGGGAAAGAAUUUGCAAGAAUUAACUCGUGAAUGUAGGAGAUUAAAGUCGCAAAUUUACCAGAGUGAAGUUUGAUGAAUGGAGUCGUAAUCUUAUGAGACAGAAGUCAUGAUUUAAGCCUGUGGGUAAUCUGUGUGUUAGCGAAGAUAACAUGUAGGGGAUAUCAGAGGAGCUGCCUGCUCUCAAACGAGGAACAUGGAUCAUCUGGAGAGAAACGGCUUCAUAGCAGACUCUGAUUCUUACAGGAACAUGGUGCUAGAAGAGUUUUAAAGGAACCUGUACCAAAGUUUAAGAUGCCCUACAGUCCUCGUUUUAGUUCAGGCAGCUGCCGUCUGCUCCUCUGAUCUUCUCCUUCAAAAUAAAAUACAACAGAGAGAACAGUUGGUACUCUAAUUAAUUUAGGGUCAAACACACCGUAACACCGAGUUAGACAUCCCCUCCAGAGAUGAACGUUGCCAAUCGCUUGCUUCUCUUGUUAUACCAACUUUAGUAACAACCGCACAAUAGCAAUACACAGCGGUCUGAGGAGCCACACACAAACCUCAACCAAAACGCCACUCUAUAGCCACAAAUAAUGCUCAGAACAGCACCUAACUUCAUCAACAGGACAUAUAGGGUCACAGCCAUAGUACUAGACACCAAACAUCUUUUUAGCUUUGCCUAAUUUCUUGAGCAAAGAGACUAAAUACCACUCACCUACUCUCUUCCAGCAGCCGCUCGUUUGUAGCGAGACCUCAGGCCAGUCCAUUACAGACUACAGCGGAGUUUCGCAGCUCAAGGAACAACAUUUAUGAUCAUAGUUCUUCUGCCUUAACGUCUCGGUCUGAUUGCAUUUCUAUGAAGUAAUGAUCAUAUAUGUUCUUCCUCGAGCUGCGAAACUCCGCUGUAGUCUGUGAUGGACUGGCCUGAAGUCUCAAUACAAACAAGCGGCUGCUGGAAGAGAGUAGGUGAGUUGUGUUUAGUCUCUUUGCUAAAGAAAUUAGGCCAAUUUUAAAAGAUGUUUGGUGGCUAUGACCCUAUAUGUCCUGUUGAUGAAGUUAGGUGCUGUUCUGAGCAUUAUUUGUGGCUAUAGAGUGGCGUUUUGGUUGAUGUUUGUGCGUGGAGAUGUAGACCACUGUGUAUUGCUAUCGUGCGGUCGUCUCUAAAGUUGGUACAACUAGAGAAUCAAGCGGUCUGUAACAUUCAUCUCUAGAGGGGGUGUCUAACUCGGUGUUACAGUGUAUUUGACCCUAAAUUAAUUUUACGCCGGAAUAUCCUUUUUUAAAUUCACCGACUUUACUCUCGCACAUUUAUGACGUUAAUCUUGUAAAUCGAUGAUUUUUUUCUUAGAUUCUCCUUUUGUUGUUCUGUCAGGUUGCUCAAAAACUCCAAAGAAAAGAUGAAAUUUUGUCAGUGUCAUCAAAUAUUCGGGGACUUCUCAGUUUGCGGUUCAGUUCCUGUUUUAGUUUCUGUGUGUCUCUAAAAAGAAGUUGGUUAAACACUGAUAAUCUCAAACUCUGUUUAUUUGAGGGUUUAUGAAAUAAGUGAAGUUGCUCUUAGACGUGUGGAUCCAUCAGUUAAUGUGAUCGAUGGUUUAUAUUUUUAUUUAUUGAUCAGGGUUUCUUCACUGAGCACAUUUGAUUACAUGAGGAGGGAACUUGAUGCGGCUCUAAUGAGGGUUUUUCCACAGCAGGUGUUUCUCUUACACUCUUUGACCUUUUAAUGUCAAAUGAGCAUCAUGUGACCUGCUCAAACUGGAACAUCAUGAGAAAACAUCUGCUGUGUAAAAACCGUCAGCACCUGUGAUUUAACCGUGAGCUCUAAUCGCCACUUUUUCCACCCUCCCUCACUUCAGCAGCGUCGCCGUGUCGCCCGGCACCCAGAGGAACCCGGUGGCGUCGAUCCACAGCAUCGCCAACGCCACCACGCCCGACCGACUCCGCUUCCCGCGGGGCACGGCCAGCCGCAGCACCUUCCACGGGGGCCAGCUGAGAGACCGCCGCACGGCCACGUACAACGGGCCGCCGGCCUCGCCGACACUCUCCCACGACGCCACCCCUCUCUCGCAGACCCGCAGCCGUGGAACCAGCAACCUCUUCUCCAAACUCACCUCCAAACUCACCCGCAGGUAGGAGAGGACACGGCACGCUGGCGUCACACUGAAGGGCUGGGGUUUUCCUCUCUGUCCUCUCAGUCAGUCUAAAUCUGUGUCUCUGAGCGGACGCGUUCCUCUUAAAUGUAAAUAUUGAGACUGAAGCAGAGAGAGGAGAGACUCCAGCCCCGCUCUGAACACCACCAUCUCCUCUGACUCUGUCUGGUCUAAUUAGAAGCCAAUCAGCACAGUGCCUUGUAGAGUUAGGAUGAUAAAUUACAUGCUGGGGGGAACACUUCACUGUCCUGUACGAUGUGAUUUAUUCUCGAGUCUCAAGUGUUUAUCUGUCGCUGUCUGGAUGCCGGCCAAAGAGAAGUGAAACCACUCCGAACAAGCCGCAAUCUGACCUCCUUUUUCCUGAAAACGGGAUGUUUUUCACGAUCCCUGCAGAAGAUUUUGACCCAUUUUCCUCCUGUCUUAUUAAACACACUGAAUCUGCAGUCACAUUACAACGGUCAGUGAAAACACAGAAAGAGCUGCAUUACAUAGAGUCGACUAUUCCUGUUCUGUUUAUAUUUAUUAUUUAAAGCUUUAAAAAGAGUUUCUCAAGUGUGAGUCUUUAAACCAAACAUGCAAACACCCAUAUUUGUAAUUUGACUCCUUGCUUGUGCUCGUAGGUAGAUGAGGUUAACAGUAAAUGAGUUAGCUAAUGCUGCGUUCGAGUUACCUAGGAAGUCAGAAGUCCGAGUAGAAAAUGACGUCACACCCGAGUUACCAGCGUUUUAGUUACCAAGUCAGAAAAAGCAGAAUCUGAGGCAGAAACAAGAUGGCUACAUCUACGAAAUCUUAAGCGUUUGACUUGUCCGAAUGUAAGGCAAGCACAAAAAUAACUUUGGUAGAUGUAACCAUCUUGUUUCUGCCUCCGAUUUUGCUUUUUUCCCACUUGGUAACUCGGGUGUGACAUCAUUUUCAACUCUUACAUCUGACUUCUGAGGUGACUCGAACGCAGCAUAACUAAACCUUUUAUUUAUUCAUUUUUCUAAGGGUUGUGCGCUCAUAGAUAUAUAUAUUUUAAGUCAUUUUUCUUCCAAACCUGACAAAAAGAGAUGGUAAGAAGAGCACCUUAAUUUCACAAAAGCGUCACAUGUCCUCUUUGAGCGGCAGCCAGACCAGCGACAUCACUCCUGCAAUGACUGAGCUGAAAUGAGGAAUUGAAAUCAUUUGAUAAUCAUGAAAAAAAAUGAACCCCCUCCUCCACUGUUGAUGAUUCCAAUCACCCCAUUUUUGUUCACUCAUUCAGACUCCUCAUUCUCCCUCUCCUUCCUUCCCUCCCUACCUGCUCCCCCUCCUCCCCUCUUGCUCCUCUCCUCUCCUCUCCUCUCCUCUCACUCCUCCUUCCUUCACCAUUUUCACUGUUUCUUUGUCUGAUUCUGUUGUAGAAACAUGUCAUUCAGGUUUGCCAAAAGGUAGGACUCUUGUACUGCCUUUCGCUCUGUGCCAAAAAUAACGAAAACAAACUCACAGAAAAAAAACAAAAACAAACUUCCUCUGAGACUCUGCAGACGUGUGGGGCUGCUGGCACUGAACUAACACACCGCUUAGCAGAACAAAACUCUGUCUGGGUACAUUUACACGCACGCAGAUGAAUAUCAGACGAUACUGUCCGAUUUUAACGUUAAUAAUCCAUGUGACUCAAAUUUGGCUCAUUAGUGCUCUGCCAAGAGUAAGAAUUAUAACACCCUCAUGUCUGCAUGGCUGAUAUCAACCUGGAGCCAGCUGUCCGUUAGCUUAGCUUAGCAUAAAAACUGGAAGAAAUGGGGUAAAGCUGAGUAAAGUAUUAAUAACUGCACAGGGCUCGACACUAGCUUUUUUCACAAGGAGCGCAUGUACUCCUAAGUUGAAAAGGUAAGGAGCACACAAAGAACGUUAGGGGCGCGAUGAAAAAUGAUCAAAUGUCUUAUUGGUCGAUAAAGUACUGUUAUCUGAAAUCAAUUUUAGGUCAGUAAGUCACAUGACAUGGAAGUUAUUGAAGGAAAACAGCCUUUUUUGAGAACAUCAGUCGGUAAUUUAUUGUCGGUCCCUUAUUCAACAACAAGGGUGCCGAGUAGAUUGAACCGCACUGCUGUCACUUUUUUUUUUUUUUAUGCGCACGUGCCCCUAAAUACAUUUUACAAUUCACACACAUCCAAAUGCGAGUGAAACUGUCGUACUGUCGCGCUCUGCUGCAGUUCCUUGAGUGUCCACUUGGGGCUAGUCUGAAAAGCUUAUUUCUUUACCCGUACACAGUGGGUGAUAUUUUUAUGAACUCAUUAGUGAUUAUAUAUUAGAGGCACAGAUGACUUGACAGCGUGGAUGUUUAAGCCUCGCCUUAACUCCUCCUCUUUGCUUUAUGAUAGGUCAACAGAAAGUUUGGUUGAGUCAGCAUUUCCAGUCAGACCAUCAGCCUUGUUUGGCUUCAGACACUUGUGCUUUGUUUGAGUUACCUCGGAAGUCAGAAGUCCGAGCUGAAAAUGACGUCACACCCGAGUUACCGGCGUUUCUACGAAAGUUUAUUUAGCGCUUGCCUUAUAUUCAGACAAGGCAAGCGCUAAAAUAACUUUCGUAGUUAUUCUAGCUCGGGUUUUAACUCGGGUGUGACGUCAUUUUCAGCACGGACUUCUGACUUCUGAGGUAACUCGAACGCAGCAUGAGACUAUGUUUUAUCCAGUCUGUGGUGAACGUCCACAUGUCUGUGACUAAGGACCUUUAAAUGGACACGUCACUGGUGUGAAAGUGCUGCUUUGUCCCCAGCUGUGUGUCCAAAAAAACGUCUCAAACCUCCUCUGAUGGCUGACUUUACCCCAGUUUCAUUUCCCCUAUGAUAGAUAUCAACGUUUUUGUCUUAAUUGUGAACAAACUGAGUAAUUAAACUUUUUUACUUUGAGAUAAUUCGACUCUUGCUUUCCCGCCGCUGUUUAAAAGCGCGCUUUUUGUGUCACCCUCAGCUUUAACUUCCUGUGCUCAGCUAAGCUAAUUAUCUUUUUUGGUUGAUUCUUGAUAUUCUCACGACAGAAACAUGAAACUGAAAUUUUAAGCUUUGCAAAGAUGCUCGCAGGCCAGAUAUCUUACUUCUUCUAAAGAGCUACGCCAGCUGUUCCCCCUGCUUUACGCUGAGCUUAGCUAACCGAACAUUAGCUCUGUUUUCAGGUGUUUUUCAUACCCCAGUUUAAGCAGAUAUCAGGGACUGGCUAAGCUAACAGUUGGCUCCAGCUGUGCAGAAACAGGAGUGGCUUCUUCUUCUUCUUCUUCUUCUACUUCUACUCUUGGUGCGAGUCUCUGUAUUUUACAAAUUAAAGGUUUAAAAAGAUGCAAUCCAAUAAGAGAAAAUCAGCAGAAGCUCAAAAUGUAAAUGAGGAAUUUGUCUUCUGGAUUUGUGCAUUAAUGAGCUUCUCGCUGGUGUUCGUCUGUGCGUGUGUGUGAGUGUGUGCGUGUGUGUGUGUAAAUGUACUCAGCGCGGCUCUGGUUGGUCUGAGUGGAUAACGGCUGAUUGUGAGAGCAGACCGGACUCCUUGAACAAUCAGUCGAUUAAACCCACGGCUACAAACGAAGCAGCUUGCCACUAAUCAAUCGCCAACGCCUGCAUGGGGUCGCUUCUCGCAGCUACCAUUGAUUGUGGUUUUGUUUUCUAACCACAAUGAUUGUUGUAAACAGCUGAACUCUCUCUCUCUCUCUUUUUCUUUCUGGACUGAAGAAAACACACUUCUUUAAAUCGCAGACAUAAACUUUUUAUCCUGCUGUAUUUAUCCUCCACAAAACGGAUCCUGUUGUUUGUCAAAAUCACAGAGGAUGAGUCGUGUAGACGCUUGUUCUUGUGUAGGAUUUCUUUUUGCUCGUGCGGUUUUGUUUUAUCUGUCAACAGACUUUGAGUUUAGGUGAAGGGAAAUGUUCUGACAGGCCUGUUGUGUGCUUCUUUCUCUUGGUUUUGCCCCUGAACUUGACUUUUGAGAAUCAUUUAAACAUUUUUUUUUCUUCUCACAUGGGUUUUAUUAUUUUCUAUUUUUGCUUUUUAACCAGACUCCACUUUCUAAACUUUAAGCUUUUGUUUCUGAACUCUUUGGUGGUUAUUUAUUUAGCUUGUUCCUCCCUCUCCACCAAACGUUUCACACCGUCUCGAGCCAAACUCAGAGGUUAUUUUUAGCAGAACAGAUCGAGACCUGUCGGAUUUAUCUCUCAUCGACCACUAAAACUGCUCUCUAGGAAGAAAUCUUGAACAAGUGUGAACCUGUUCUUCAAAAAGCAGCUCUUUCAGGGCUCCAGUUUCGCUCACGUGCCCCAGCAGAAAAAGAAAACUAUCUGUAAAUUCUGAUUUUAAACAUUUAUCAAGCUGGUUACAGUUCAGUUCGGUUCAGAUCUCCCACACUCAGGAGGGUCAGGGUCUGGACAGGAUACUAAAAAUACACUUUGACGAGCUUCUUGUUGUUCUCACUGGAUGUCUGUGGUCAAAAUGAAACAUGUUUUGUGAGCAGUAUCAGCUGUGGCCUCUCAGGACUGCUGUCUGGAGGCUCAGCAGUGCCCUCUGGUGGCUGGUGGCUGUGUAGUCCUCUUCCUCCUGCACUGUCUGAGCUCUGUUGAACUCUGGUGUCAUCUCCCAUCUCACCUUUAGCACCUCACUUAGUUUUUUUUUCUCUGUUUGUCUUCAUUUCUAUGGAAGCAAAAUGUGGUAGAGCGUCAUCAGACAAGACCACGACAAAGACGGACAAAUCGAUCAAUAAUAUUGUUCGUUAAAGGAGUAAAAUGGAGAGAAAUUUAGAUUGAAUGCAGCAGAUUUAUUAGAUCUCAGUCUUAAGAGUUUGUUUACAAAUUCAUGUUCCCCAGAGGAUCGUCUUAAGUCCAGCCAACAUACUCGAACUCCUUGGAUAAAUUACGAUCAGAUGGUCUUUUAUACAGACACAGGUUUUUUAAUUACCAUGCCGACAUGUUUCAACAUGCUGGCAGCAGUCUUCCUCAGAGUGUCACCUGAUGGUCGGUGACGCGUCUUAAAACAUCAACAUAAACAUCAGCGCCGGAUCAGGAGGCAAUGGAGAUCCGGAAGCCAGGCCCAAAGACCGUCAACCGGGAUGAGGGGGCGUAUAUGCCAUCCCACACCUGGAGCACCAUAUUGCAGGGGGCAAGCAGGCAGCUGACAAAUCGGUCAUGCCUUCAGAAACAUCAGCUGUUUUAAGACACGUCACACAACCAUCACGUGACAUUCUGAGGAAGACUGUUGACGGCACGUCAAAACAUCUCCGCAAGGCAGUGUUGUUUUCGAAAAGAACACUGCAGAAUAUGUUUAGCGUUUGACUGACAAAAUGCUCAUGAAUUUUGCAGCUCUCUUCGUCGUCCACCACUAACGUUUUCGCCUAGUCUUGUCUCGUCACCGUAAACGCACAUUCGUCUCGUCACAUUUUAGUCAUCUAAGACUUAAAUUUAGCUCGUCAACGUCACGUCUUCGUCACGGAAAAAAAAACCUGUGUCUGUAUAAAAGAACAUCUGAUCAUAAUACUCUAAGUCCUCCAUGAAUUUUACAGCGUCAGCUUUUCAUUUCAAAAGUAGGUUAACAGAUUGUCAUUAAAUUAGGUUCAUCCGUUCAUGCUCUCCUGAGGAUGAAAUCUGCUAAAAUCGCUAAAAUACCUUUAAAUCUAAAGUUAAUGUCAUUAUUGGUCGUGAUUGGCUCAUAAAUAAGGAUUAAUUUUCUUCAUUGUCGUUUCAAUUAAAGCCCCACUGCGCAAUAAUCGAGCCUCACAGAGAUGUGAGCGUGUAAACCAACUGAUUUAAGGACAAAAUUAUAAAAAACGUAUUUUUCGCAUUAUAAGGAGCACCUGAUUACAAGGCGCACCAUCAAAAAACGCGUCUAUUUUCAUACAUAAAGCGCAUUAAGCCAAACAAAACAGUCAAUAACUCUGCGAGGCUACGGUAGCUGCAGUACUCCGACAAGCCAAAAGGAUUUGAAGUGCAACUUAUAGUGCGAAAAAUACGGUAACACAAACCCUCUCCGUUUUACUUCUUUAACUAACAUUAUUAUUUAUUUGAUCUGUAACUUUUUAACUUGUCUGAUAACCUUUUACUCCAUUUUGUCCCUCCGGCCCCUCCGUACAUCUUUGGAUUUAACCUGCUUUCAUCCUCCUCCUCCUCCUCUUCCUCAGGACGCCUUGGUUCAGUCACCUCCCUCCUUUCCUCCUCUCCUUCUCCUCACAGCUUGUGUGUUUUUUGUCCUCCUAACCUUCCUGCGUCCUUUAACCUUUGACCUCUUGCUGCUCUUCCUCUCCGCCUAGGGUCACUAUUGACCCGGCCAAACGGCAGACGGCCAAAACAGGGCCAGCCGUCCCUUCUACCCAGGGAGGAAAGACCCUUAGUAAGUCUUCUGCCCUCCGGUCUCUCUCAGCCUGUCCUUCCUUCCUUCCUUCCUUCCUGCCUUCUCAUCAUCCGUCCAUAUUUUUUCCUUCUUUUUUGGCCUCUCCUCCUCCUCCUCCUCCUCCAUGUCAUACAUUUUUGAUAUUCUUUCCCUCUCUCUUUCUUUUUUUUCUUGUCAUGUUUCCAUUGAGAAAAUCGCAGGUUUUGUUUUCAGACUCCCCGUUUUUUCUUUCAGAUUCAGGAGCGGAAGAUAUAGAGAGUUGUAGGAAGAUGAAGAUCUAGAGUAAGGGACUGUUUUAAUCCCUCCAAUCUUUCUUCUGAGACUUGAAGCCUUCAGUGUCGGUUAUGUGGAGGGACUCACCCCUCACACCUCACCCCCAUCUUCCCCUUCCUCCUCCUCUUCCUCCUCCUCUUGCCUCACCCCACUCGGUCUUGUGUGAUCCUCACGGCCUCUCUGACCGACCCGGGACCUGCUGUCAGUCCUGUCUGCUCACAUGUCCUCUUGUUGUCGAGUCUCUUUUAGCUGUCGGGGAGUUUGGAGUGGCUUCCUCCUCCACCCGUCCUGUUUUUCUGUUUCUCCAGGCUGCAGUGCAUGCUGGGAAGCCCGUCCUGUCAAGGGGGGGGGAGCAAGGGAGGGAGCUUUACUCUUGUGAUAUCAGCCGGACAUUUUCCUCUUGUUUACUAGUGAUUCAGAGUCUCGUUUCCGAUAUGUGAAAUUCUCCUCGCGCAGUUGGAGUGAGUCAGCGCCAAGAGCAGAUGAACACGGACGCACAAAAACUCUCACUACAAGUGUUUCUGCAUUUAGGAGAGCUAUUCUCUGACCACUGUGACGACAAAAGAGCGCUCUGAAUUAUAUUUUAUAACUUGAGCAGGGAUUUUCAGGUUUAAAACAGUCGUUUUUGUCCAGUCAAGAAAACAGAUCCGUAAAAUAUAUGAAUUUAUAGAUAUUUCUUUAAAUCAUCAUCAGAUGAUAUCAGAAAACCUUUUUUUAUGAAGGUCUAGCUGUGAGAUGUUGGGUAACUACACUAAUUUACCUUUCAUAGUGUCUGAGGAGCUAUUUAUCCAAACUUACUCUAUUUUUUUUUUUUAUAUUGUAUAAUUCACUUGCAUCAUUUUUGUUUUAAACACAUUUUGAGUAACCCAGCCAUUAGUUUUCCUUCAUUUUUGAGGAAGUUGAGUCACCCCCUCCAUAUUUAGUCCGAAGCAAACUCGUCGCCUUCAUCCUUUUAAUUCACUGGAGGGUAAAUUUCAUGUUUGCAGAGGGAGGAUAAAUCUAUAACAGUGUGAAAAUGAGCUUGUUGGACGUCUGCGUAGCAAACAAAUCCUCUAUAUGAGGAUCAUUUUGUUUUUGUAGUUUUUGGGCCUCCUUUUGGAGUUUUGCCCUGUUCCAUGUUCCAGAUAGUGUCCCAUUUCAGAAACCCUGAAAAGUCUCUUUGUUCGUGUUCUGGUGUCCUGGUGUCCUGGUUUUAUCUGUGGGCGUGGAUCUUGUUCACUUCUUUCUAGUGUUAGGAUUAGAUUACUUCAGAUCACAUUAGAUUAUGAAGUAGCCCCUGUAAAAAAAUAAGGAUGGUGUUUUUCCAAAGUAAAUCGGAUAUCUUGGACUAAAUUCGAUUGUAAAGUCAAUAACCCUUUUUAAAACAUCUCAUAAUCGUGUUUUAAGCAUAACUAAAGUCGUUAAAGAUUGCAUAUGCUGUAACUGUAACUCAUUUUUAUUUUCAUUAAACUAUUGUCUUAGAAAAGAAGGAAGAAAGUUCAGUUCAAUCAUCUUAAUUGAUCAAGUUUGCAGUGGCUUGUAGAUAAAACUCAUAGGGCCCAUGUCCACAAACUCCUCUCCUACUUUAUAACCAACCAAUCAAAAUCAAGAAGGGGCGGGACUUUUCACGCUACUGUAUGUAGGAGGAACUAACCACAUCUUUGUAAGUUUACAAGGGGUUAAAUGUCCAGGUAUACAGCUGCCGAAAAUGCUAUGAGAUUUGUGUCAAUAUUUUAAUAUUUUCUUUGAUUUAUGAAUCAUCAAGAUCCAGUUGAACAGAAGUAAACAUGUAAACAACAAGCCCCAUGACAUCUUGACACAUGACAUCUGUAAUCUAGCUGUAAUGUGCCCUGGUGAGAAGCUCCCCUGAAAUUGAAAAUGUGGGUACAGACAACAGUGUUGUAGACACAGGCCCUAACAAUUGUAAAUACAGGCCCUAAAUGUAGUAGACACAGGCCCUAUAUAUAUUGUGGACACAGGCCCUAAGUGUUGUAGACACAGGCCCUAAAUGAAUACAGCAACAUAAAGACAGCAGCAGAGACAACAUAUUAAUCCUGACUUUAAGUACCUGAUGAAUAAGUAGAGUAAGUAGUUUGUAAAUAAUUGUGUAAGUGAAGGAAUGUUUAGUUACCUGAUUGCAGAGAUUAGCUUCUAAAUCUAAAAAAAUUACAUCAAACAAAGGUCUUUUACACAAAUUCAGUCACAAAAUGAUGCAAAAAAGGCAGAAAAGUCUCAGUUUUUAGAAGCUGGUAGCUCCUUUUUUCACAUUUUUUUGCUUCAUUUCCUUUAGAGCACUUCAUCAGCUCAUACUUUACUUUGAAAAGGAAUUUUUAAAUGAACUCUACACUUUUUUUGCGUGUUUAUAGGUUAAGACUUUUUAUGUUUAGUUUUUUUUAAUAAAAGUAAAAGAAAAUGUGUAAAAAUGAAAGCGUAUGAGAUUGUUACCCCACACCAUCACCUCCUUCCCUUUAAUCUGUCCCACCUGAAUCUUACCUGUCCACUGUAGUUGUCGUUCCUCCCGUGUUUUGAUUGGUUAAAGUCACUCUAGUCACAAGCUGCAUUGUCUGUCCUGCUUUGUGCUCACGGGUGUUUUUUUCUUCUUUGUUUUGGACUCUUUGUUUUCAGUUUUGGGGUCACGGUUCGAACAUGUUUCACUGUUUCUUUAUUUUUUUGUAUCUCAUGGUGUUUCACUGGGAGUCGGUUCUUUCACUCAUUUUUCUGUUCGUGUUUUUCGGUGGUGGUUUCACAUCGGUGUCACUCCUCUUUUUUUUAAUCACACGUCACAGAUUCUCUUUUUUUUGUCUCUGGUAUUGAUCCAAAAUAAUUUCUAUCGUGCACAAUCCACAUCUUUUUUUUCUUCUUUGUUCCCCCCUCCUCCCUGUCUGAUCUUCUCAUGCACCUCAGAGUCUCAACCGAGUUUGAGAGAAACGGGAGACUUGAGGGCUCAAGGUGAGGUUACCUGUCCCCCUCCCCUCUCCUCCCCUCCCUCCUCUAAAUGUGUCCCCCGCCCUCCCCUCCCCUUCAUAAGCGUAGUCUUCAGUUUGUCCUCGACUUGCUCGCUCAGGAACCCCGCCCUGCUUUGUUUCUCCGGGAGGUUUGGGUGUGUUUGGAGCUUCUCGCACUGAGCCUUGCAUUUUGACUGGUUUGGCUUGUUUUUUUUGAUUUUGUUUUUUUUUGCAUGGCACCGUGUUUGUAUGCUGCUCUGUUAGCAUGGCAUAUUUGUAAUGUUGUCAACCUAAAAAAAAAAAAAAUGCUCCUUAAACCUUGUAACAAAAGUGCCGUUAAUUUAGCAUGGAUGUGUCUAACUCCAGUUUACACUACAUUCAAAGUCACAGAGCUUUUUAUCGGAGAAAUAAACCUAAAAAAGACCUUAAAACCCGAUAAACCAUUCUUAUAAAGUAAAACAAGCACUUUCUACUGUUCAAGAAGAAACUUUUUUAUAACUGCAGACCUCCUUUUCCUGUUUUUAAAGCUCAAUUUUAGGAGAAUAAUGUAAAAAUCUCAAACAUCAGACACAUAAAGAGCAUAUUAAUUAACAAUAAAUGAUAAUGCACAGUUAAACCUUUUUUUUCCCCAUCCUUAAAGUGACCGGGUGCUUUGCUUUGUGACUUGAAUGUAAGGAUAAAACAUUGAGACGCACAAACUGGGGUUACGAUAUAUUCUGGUGUGAACAAACACCAGCCAUGAGUGAAAUGUUUAAAGGAAUGAACAGUUCAAGACUUUGAAAACUUGCUUUCUUGCUGAGAGUUGGAUGAAAAGGCAGGACAACCUCGAAACAAACCACUUUAAACCCGUGUCUGUCAUUGAAAUGCUUCUUUUUGUGCAAAUUCGAGUACAAGAGUUUGAAAGUUUGGUGUCUUUAAAGCUCCGAUAGGGAGUUUUUUAACUUGUUGGGAAAAUUUCAAACCAUCAGCAACAAGAUAAAAAUGGUGCAAAGUUUCUAAGCUUAAAUGAUUAGGUCCUUACACAUCAGGAACGACGAAAAUAUACGACGCGAAAUUAUGAAAUAUUUGGAGGCAAAUUUUGACGUGCGCGAUGCGAUUUUGCAACUUUCCGGGGGGGAAAAAGACGCAUCCCGGGUGGAAGCGAGAAGACUGACCCAACAGCAGACUGAGUGUUUUUCAGUUCUGAUUAGACUCUAGUGUUGAGAUGUCUGUCUGUCAUGAUAGCAUGUACUGAGUCAGGGCCAGUACCAGAUAAACACAUUAAACUAUAAUCCAUAAACGUAAGGUAACAACCGAGACCUAAUGGUGCUGUGACAGCAACGCUGUGAUUGAGUUUGAGACAGUGAAAAUACAUAUGGUAUGUUGUAUCUGAACAGGUUAGCUUACGAGCUAAAGUUACUUAGCACAGAUGAAAGUUAAAACAAAGACGUUUAUCAAACUGUUAAAGCACACAAACCAUCGUCAUAUGAGAAAUCCGACGCUAUGACUCUCCACAAGUUGUCCUUCAGGUCGUUAUCUUUGUGUUUUUUAUAAAAAAGUACUCUGUUCUCCGACACGUAAACAACCAACAACCAAUGACGCAAUCUGAUUGGUCAGAAGUGGACACGAAGUAUGCGAAACUUUAGAAAAAUCAACCGUGACACGAAAAAAUAAAUGCCGCAAUAUCGCAGGAUGGAAAAACGUCCAUGAUGUGAACGCUUGUAUUAACAGGAUACAAGUUCAGAAAAAAAAUAUUGACGUCCAAAAUAAUCGCACGAAAAAAACACUCCUGGUGUGAAAGGACCUUAAGAUCAGCAAAAUUUGACACCACCUGUAAGUUCCUCAGAGGAGCUUUAAGGAUCGAAACAGGUCUGCUCGCUGUAGCUCUAUGAGAAGCAACAACUUCCUGAUCUGAUUCUUGGCAAGAAGGCAAAUAAAACUCCCCAAAAGUUGAACUUUUCCUUUAAAUUUUGAUCCUGCAGCCGCUUUGACUGUUAAAAAAAACACAUAACAGGUUUACCGAAGAACAAAGGUCAAAGUGGCUGAAGAAAAAACAAACCAUCACAAAAUACGAUCUUACAAGUCUUUUUUGUGUUUUCUUUCUCUCCCGCCAGUCGCCAUGUACCUGGGGAUCAAAAAGGGGAAAAUAAAGACGGUAAACCCCGCUCCCUCAGAUUCACUUGGAGUAUGAGGACCACCAGCUCCAUGGAGCCUUGCGACAUCAUGCGGGAGAUUCGCAAGGUGCUCGACGCCAACAACUGCGACUACGAACAGCAAGAGAGUUUCCUGCUUCUUUGCGUCCACGGGGACGGGCGGGCCGAGAACCUGGUUCAGUGGGAGAUGGAGGUUUGCAAGCUGCCCCGUCUCUCCCUCAACGGCGUCAGGUUCAAACGGAUAUCCGGAUCAUCCAUCGCUUUCAAAAACAUUGCUUCCAAAGUUGCCAACGAGUUAAAGCUAUGA
Messenger RNA from Xyrichtys novacula (pearly razorfish), 62995 nucleotides. The record is from the annotation of a GenBank genome assembly. NCBI's taxonomy places the organism in Eukaryota, Metazoa, Chordata, Actinopteri, Labriformes, Labridae.